AUGAAGCUGCGUCCCGGUGGGAACAUCAGACAGCAUGUUACUGAGAUGCUUUCUGUUUUCAAUGAGUUGCGCCUGUUACAGGUCAACUUUUCAGAAGAGCUGAAGGUUUAUAUUUUGCUCAGCUCUCUGGACAAAAGUUAUGACAAUUUGUGUCUGUCUAUGGAAUCGAUGAGUCCACAGGAUUUGACGCUAUCGUACGUGACAGGGCGUCUUUCGGACGAACAGGAGAGGCGUGUCCGAGAAGGCAGGUCUGGCGCAGGCAGCUCCACCGGUUGCAGAGGUGGGGGCAAGCCAGAUGAGAGCUGUGUUCAGGCUUUUUCCACUCGUCGAUGUUAUGUCUGUGGAUCCAACAGCCAUCUAAAACGGGCUUGUCCGCAGAAGAGCAGAGAGGCCGGGCAGGAUGUCUCCAAGGUCAACCAGCUGAGUUCUCAUGGGAACCAGUCUCGGAAAGGAGGCCAGCGUGGGAACGCGAAGGAGGGACGUGACUCAGAGAAGGGAGACUGUUAUCAUCUCGCGGCUUCUCUGGCAACUUUGAACAACAAUGCCAGCAGGGACACAACUAUGAAGUGGGUGCUGGACUCAGGAGCGAGUCAUCACCUGAUAACGCCAUCUGCUGGGGAGCUGCAGAAUUGCAGGGCUGUUUUAACUGGAAUGACGUGUAAAUUUGCUGACGGGAAAAAACGAAAUGUAUCUAAAGUGGCAAAUGUCUAUAAUUCUGUUUUGCAGGCUGAGCUGGAGUGCUUCAUUGUACCAGGGAUGAAGUGUUGCCUGUUAUCGGUUUCUGCUCUGGCGAAGCAGGGAUACAAAAUUUGUUUUGAAAAUAACACCUGUUCCAUUUUCAGAGGGGGAGGCAACUUGUCAACGUGGAGAGCAAGGACAAUCUCUUUGUUCUGGAAACACCUCUGGAGGGUGGUGGGAAUGCAGGGAAAGCACAGGCGCAGUGUGCUAGUGUUCCCAGCCAUGAUUCAUGUGUUCAUGUAUGGCACAAGAGAAUGUCUCAUGCUUGUCUGGAGGAUGUUAAGAGGCUGCCAGGCUGCACCGAAGGAUGUAAAAUCACACCAUGUGAGGGAUCCCUAGUGUGCAGGGCAUGCAGCAAGGUUCAAAGGUGCAGGUUCCCGGGGUAAAGAGGGUAACCACAAAACCUUUUGAGUUGAUUCACACAGAUCUGUCAGGACCCAUGAGGUGUGAGAGUCUGGGUGGGGCCAAGUAUGUGCUAUCGCUGACAGAUGACCACAGCCAGGUUGGCUGGUGUUUCUCUCUCAAAUCACAGGGGGAGGCGGCGCAACUGAUCCAGGAUUGGGUUGCGGAGGUGGAACGAAGGUUUUCCACCAGGGUGCAAGGGUUCAAGAGCGACCGAGGGUCACAGUUUACUGGGUCUGCUCUGGAGGAGUUUUUCAAGGAAAAAGGAAUACGUCACCACGUGACGGGUGCAAAGUCUCCUCAAGGGAGAGGCGUGGCACAGCACAGGAGUGAAACACUGGCUGAAGCUGUCAGAGUUUUGCUGGGUGACUCUGGGCUGCCUCAGAGCUUUUGGAGUGAAGCUUGGAAAGCUGCCAACUUUGUUUUUAACAGGUCCUACAAUCACGAUGUAGGUGACACACCGUAUUUUCUGUUGCACAAGAGGAAGCCACAGGUGCAUUUCUUCCGUUCGUUUGGUUCCAAGGCUUCAGUGCCAAUACCAACAGCGCAACGGAAGAAGGAUGGUCCUAGGUACCAGGACAUGAUCUUCUGUGGGUAUGAUCCUGCAACAAAUGGGUGGAAGUUUGCAUACCCAGAGGGUGAUCAGACCACGCUGCUGGUCAGCAAGCAUGCUGAGUUCUUUGAGCAGGAUGGUUGGUCACAGCCUAGGUAUGGUUCUGAUUUUCUCUCAGACUGCUUGUCCGAUUCUGGGGGGAGGAAAAGGAGGAAGAAAGGGAGGAAGGAGAGGCAGAGGCGGAGCCUGUUGCUGAAGACCAGGUUGCUGAUGAUGGUCAAGCACAGGGGUGGGUUUCUCCACAGGUUAAGAGGGAACCCAAGAGUGAGCCUUCAUCUCCUGUUAGCCAAGUGCAGGAAGCCCGAAGACGCAGCAAGUCAGAGGGGAGUCUUCUGAGCUUGCUGGAGACACACUUGCUGACCCCAGUGGGUCAGGAGGAGCGCCUGAGGUUGUGCUCCGGCGGUCAACUCCGGACCACCAACGGGAUUCCACCGGAGAGGUUUCAGGUCACCAGUGCGUGGGUUGGUUUCGCACAGUGUGAUUCUGGGAGUGUGGAAGGGAUUCAACAAUUGCCUGGGAUGGAUGCCAGUGGGAGGCAAAAGGCAAUGGGAGGUGAGUUGAACUCAAAGAGGUCUGUAAAUAGGGGUUCACAGUUUCCCCUCAGGAUUCGUGACGAGAGGGGGUGUGAAUGGUUUCAGAACUCACAGAGUUAAAGAGUUCUGGUGACGUCUCUUUCCUGAGGCGUGGUUAGAAACACUUAAGGGAGGGGUUUGACUCCGUGUGUUUCAGUCUGACUUUCGGACGUGAUGCGAAAGGGAGAAUGUGUCAGUUCUCGCCAGGUCUGAAUUUAUGAUGUUAUUCUUCAUGAUUAAAAGGCAAGAGUAGAUAAGGACUGCCUUGUGUCUGGACUGAUUUAUUCCACACGUGCUGCACUCUGCUUCUCACCGCUGUGUUUCGCUCUGCUACCGGCAAGAGAAAGAGGCCUGAGGAGGACUUUUGCAGGAGGCACGGAUAGCUUGCAGAGUUCCGCAACGGAAGCGUGCCGGGCUCCAUGUUCAGUCUCUGUGUACCCUCUUGUCCGGUGUAAAUAAUUCAACAGAUUCCCCUCCUCUGCUACCGUUCUACAUUAAGAACAUAAGAAGAGGCUGCUGGAUCAGGCCCAUGGCCCAUGGAAGAUGCCCUCAGAAUACUGCUGCCCUAUGAUAGAGGGGAUCUGGGUUUCCAGGUGAAGCUUGGCAGAACUGAAUGGAGCAUUUUCCAAAACCUUGCCCCAGCCUUUUGCCUUGCAGCCAUGCUCAGCUCCAUGCCCCUCUGUCUAUGGAGCGCAACCUUCUUCCACUUCAAUCAGGCCUUAUAUCUCAUGAUGGUUGCUUAAGAACAGAAGAAAAGGCUGUGCUGGGUCAAGCCAAUGACCCAUCUAGUCCAGCCUCCUGUUCUCAUAGUGACCAACCAUAUGGCUGUGGGAAACCAGCACCCAAGCACAUGAGCCCUCCCCGCUCCUGAGGUUUCCAGCAACUGCGAUUCAGAAGCAUGGAGGCAGAGCAAAGCAUUUCGCAUGCGCAGAGGUAUUUGUCUGCUUGCGCAUGUGAGGAAACGCUUGUAUCGGGUGGUCCGCCAGAAACAAAAGGGUCUCCUUGUGCUCAGGUCAGGAGCAAACGCAAGGAGCAGGUGUGGCAACAAGAGAGCACUCAACAAAAUACCCCCCCCAAAAAACCCCCAGGGGUAGACUUUGGUGAUAUGGCGCUCUGAGCUAGGAAACAGCAGGGCUUGAGCUGACCUCUUUGAAUUCCGAGGUGUCAGAAGAGAGCCCAGCUUCCAUCUGCCGUAAGGCCUAUUAUGGGCUGGCACUGAAGUCACAGUGGCCUCUGCCAAAGCUGGCUUCUUCAAAGUACAUUUACAAGCCAUUCUGAGGCUGCCUACCCAGAAGCUCAAAAGUGGUUACAACUUCUUCUUUUUUUACAAUUAUAUUUUAUUGUUUCAAUAUUUUAAAAAUCAUUUACAGUCAAAACACAAUUUUGACUUUUCUCUUAAUUUUCGUCAACUUCCCACCCUGUUUUCCAUGGAGUUGUUGUUUCUCUCCUGCUGCACCCCAUCUUCUGUUUGUCAAAUCAUAACCCCAGUAUUAUAAUCCAAUUACUUAUGUUGCUGUCAGGGGUUCAGGAGCAGAGGCAAGGGCAAGGGAGGAAACAGAGAGCGAGGGGGAGGAGGCAGAAGAAAAGAUGAGUGAUGACGACGACCCGAGAUCUCCGAGUCUUUCCAGUGAAUCAGAAGAUUCACAGAAAGGAGCACCAGUGGCCAGGGCAAGGGGAGCCUAGGGGACGCCCCAGGAAGAUAGAGCCAGAGGGGACUCAGAGGGAGCAGUUGGAAAUCGGGACCAGCGUCACCGCCAGAGAGCAGGGAAGAGGAAGGGAGCCAGGGAUCAAGCGCUGGCAGCUCACAGCAGGGGAGGGCACGAGUCAGGGUGGCCACACCUCCAUCGGGGAGCGAAGAAACGGUCAGACGGAAGGUGGAAGGUUGGGCGCGCGCGCAAGUUCAAAUGCACAGGAAGGUGGCACAGUAGGCAGCCCGGAAGGGAGCCAGGUCCUAAAGCCCGCCGAAAGGAGGAGAAGAGUCAGGGGUCAGAGUCAGCGUCAGCGUCAGAGGAAUCCCGGAAAGAAGAGACCCCAGGGGGCAGAGGGACCCAGAGAAGAAUAGUCAGGCGGAAAAGGUGGAGCAGGGCUAGGAUAUUAAGUUGGUGUACAAGGGGCGGAGACUCAGCCGGAGCUUCGCCGGUCUAACCAUGAGACGUAGAGUUGCACGCAGCAGUUUGAGAAUGGAAACUGUAACUCAAUAAAGACUUUGUUUAAUGAUCGCUGGCUAGCGUGAUCCUCUGUGAGCUAGGAUCUGGAAGCAGCUCUGACAGUUGCUCAUAGCUCAAAUCCUCCUUACGAGUUCAGCAUACUAUAAUCCGAAAAAGGCCUAUUUGUCCACAAAACUGCUAAUUUUGCUAGUUCUGCAUAGUCCAUUAUCUCACUUAUCCCUUCUUUGGAACUUCUUUUCCUUCCAUUUCAGCGCAUAUAGAAUCCUAGCUGCUGCUGUUACAUAUAGAAACAUCUUUAACUAAUUAUAUCGAAUAGCAGGUCACCACAACCAAAAACUGCAGUAUCUAGCUCACCAUUGCAAUGAUAAACUCUAAAAAUAUAAUUGAGACAAGACAUUUUAAGGAAAAUUCAUCAGAAACUAUUCACUUUGGUUGUUGUUAGUGGCUGUGGACAUGCCAUAACAUUACAGCACAUGACUCCUUCCCCGAGAAUCAUGGGAACUGUAGUUUACCUCUAAACACAGUGCUAUAGGUCCCAGUGCAACACAUGCCUGGCUUAUCCUAGAGAUCACUGUGUGCAAAAUUUGCGAUGCCACUUGAGCCUAAUAUUUACCCUGCAAUGCCAACCACCUUUGCCCAGGACAAUGUACGACCCCCUGGACUCAGCUCUUCAAAAAUUAUUAGAAUUUGGACUAAGAAACAGGAGCGUUCUGGAAAGAAGGAUAUUUUAAAAAGACCGGAAGAUCAGAAUUAUGAAAUUGGGGAAAAACUUUUAAAAAUAUUUUAAAAACUCUUCCAAAAAUCCCUUUUAAAGAAUCAAGUCUUUUUUUAAAAAAAAGUCCUAAAAAAGUAUUUAAAAGAAUCCUUUCCAAAAAAUUAAAAAAUUGUACAGUAGCCCCUUAGAGGUAGGUAGCUGAUCUACCUAGCUGAAUCUGGGGGGAAGCAAGAGAGAAGAACGCAGGAACAAGUGAAAGAAGCUUUCUCCCGACAGCCAGAACAUGGAAAGGCCUCCCCAAAAUUUUUAGUUUGGAAUGUAUAAUUGGCUUUAUUGUUUGUAUUAUGAUGUGGCAAGAUUUGAUUUGAUUUGUUAUCAUUAGAAUGUUACUAAUGGAGAAUUAAUUUUAAAAAUAUUCAAUCCAUUAAGAAGUUCUUAGUUCAUCUUCAGUGAAGGUUUGCCGGAUCAUAAAUCAGCAAAUAGAAUGUAAAUAGAAAAAGAGAUGAGCAACUGACAUCCUUUCCACUGACAUCAUCAUUCCAUCAUGUUGUCAUAGUGCUGUGACCUCAUGUCUCCAGGGGCUUGGGGGCCCUUAGCAACGCUGGUACACAGCGACCUCCAUAGAGAGUGAGUGUGUUUUCUUUUUCUCUCCAAAGUCAGUGUGGUAUAUUUAGUUUUAAUUUGGCAUUUGUGUUCCCUUUUAAUAAGAAUAAGAAUAAGAAUAAGAAUAAGAAUGAGAAUUUUUUAUUUGUAUCCUGCCCUCCCUGGCUGAGGCCGGGCUCAGAGCGGCUAACAUCAUAAAAAACCCCCAGGAAGGACCUUUUAGGCAGAAUUUUGUUCCAAAGCCAGAACCAUUCAGCUCUUUCAGGGGCUGGCCAGGGUAAAAUGUAGAAAUUGGAGACAGAGGCCUGUUCAGAGCUAUUUGUGGUGGUGUCAUUACAACCCAUGGAAUUCCUUACUAAUUAAACGUCUCCCUGAUUUCACAAGAGGAAUAACCAUGCUCUAUAUAGCUCAUGUCUGGGAAAAGGUGGCAUUUUCCCAAGGUUUUACCAUGAGGGUGCAGUAAAUGAGAACUGGUCCCUAACAGCUUGCUUGGUUCCCUCCCCUGUACGUUUUAGGCUCACGUUCCCUUUUUCUCUGGGAUGCGGUACAGGCCGUGAUUUGGGCUGACUUCCCAGAGAGCCUCGGUUGUAAAUAAAAAUUGCCCUGUUCCCUUAUGGGGUAUCCAAGAGCCCAUAUAGAGUCCUUACAUAGGUUCCCUAUUGGUAGGAGAAGAUAACAGAGGCCAACCAGAGAAUAUUGAGAAGCAAGGCAGCUAGGAAGCUUGAUCUUUACUGAUCUGUUGCAACAGGGUGCUCCCCUCACCCGCAGGAUAGACGAGGAACCCAGAACAAUGGUGCGCAAGGCCUUAUAUGGACUCUUGAAAUUGCCACCCUGUAGACCAAGACCACCCCCUGGAACAUCAUACAUACAUCACAGAAGGGGUGUAACCUAAGACCACCCCUCAGAUACAUCACAUCUACAUCACAGAAAAGGCGGUCUAAACAGAAAUUUAAUGUUGUUUUUCUCCUUGUUUAUUUCCUGUUUGGCAGGUUACUUGAUUGGAUUACCUGGGGAGCCUGGCCAGUCUUUUGUAAUGAUAAAUACUUAGUUCCUGGGCCAAGUCACAGGCUCACACCCUAUUCAUACACAGACAUACCCUUAAGACAGGAUUUGUGAAGGAAAAGACAAUGGGGAGGCUUUUCCAGUUUGACCUUGCAGAGAAAACAUUUGCUCAGGUUAGGAAUCAAAAUGGCUUCAGGUCGGUCUUCCUGUGCUGAUCUAUGUACGUGCGCCUAUCACACCAUCACAUGAGCGGUGUGAGUUUUUCAACCGCAUUCUAAAUGACAUACAGCAUUACCAAACCAAUAAACAGAAUAUCCAGUCAAUCUUCAGUACCUAUAAAAGAACUUAAGGGAUAGGACCAGAAGCAUUAGCCUCAUCCUUAGGAUCAGAAGCUGAGGCUCCCACAGAUGAGAGUUGUUGUUUUCAACACAACAAAGCCACUUCCGAACCUGGCGAGAAGUUGGGGUUGCGGGCUUCACGCCCACUCCAUGUGCGCGGGGGCUGGUUCCAGCCCCCGUGAGACCGAGGGAAUCCCGGCCGCGUCGUUGGGUGGCUGGGGGGCAUAGCCUGCCCUAUUUAGGGCCGGCGCGGCCGGGGCUCGCCCUCUUUUCGCCUCGCCAGCCAUCCCACUUUGGUUUGUAUUAAGGUUGUUUUGUCUCUUGCUUACCUUUUCUUUAGGCUGUGUAUCUCAAUUCCUUCGGUGAUCGAUUUUCACUUGGAUUUACCUGUGCAUCGGUGUUGUGCCUCCCAUUGGAUUUCCUGCCUCAAGCCCGCCUGUGUUCCAGGCGGCCGCUUCGGCAGCCAGAGCCAUUUAGCUCCGGAACAGCAGGGCUGAACCCGCGCCGGAAAACCCCAUCAAACCGGGUGUUCCCUUCUCUCUGGGUGGCUUCUCUGCAGCGGAGCUUUGCGGAACGCGGUUUGCACGUUCAGUGCCAGCCCAUCACUGUUUAGUCCUUUUACUCGGAAGCGCACAGCUCGCCCGACGGAUCAGGUUUGGCUGGGGGUUCUUAUUUCUAGCCGCAUUCGCAGGGUGGUGGGGCACCUUUAACGUUUGUGGGGGGCUUGGUGGAGCAAAAGGAGGGAGGCUUAAAAGGACACGUCUUUGUCGCUACCCCUUUGCAUUUGGUACUGGCCGCGUUGCCUUUGCGUUCCAACGGUUGCUUCUUCACCAUUAUACCUUUCCAAGAACUUCAGCCAGACUUCCAGAUCGGAUUUUACCUCUUUAGAUAGGCGAACCCUGUGAUGGGGUGACUGCAAGCCUGCUGACAACCUCGCGAGGCGGCUGCAAAAUGGGCGGCCUGGGGAAACCACUCAGCAAGCAAAGUUCAAAUGGCCUAACAACGACUGAAUCUGCCUGAGCAUAACUUUUCUUAGAGGGAGAAGUUGCUGAAUGAGGUCCCUAAGCGCAACCAAUUUUUCACUAGGAAGUUUUGAGGUUUGGGCGACUGUGUCCAACUCAGUGCCUAGGUAAACCAUAGUUGUAGCUGGGCCCUCCAUUUUAUCUGCAGCCAAAGGUACUCCCAGCUCUCCUGCUAAAGAUGUGAAGGCUUCCAGAAGGGCCGAGCACUUAUGCCUACUAUCAGCUACGAGAAUAAAGUCGUCCAAGUAGUACGACACACCCUCAGAGCCAGUUCUAAAACGAAGCGCCCAGUCCAAAAAGGUACUAAAUGCCUCAAAGGCUGCACAGGCCACUGAGCAACCCAUAGGCAUUGCUUUGUCUACAAAGUAAGUAAAUGUAAAGGUACCCCUGCCCGUACAGGCCAGUCGUGUCCGACUCUGGGGUUGUGCGCCCAUCUCGCUUAAGAGGCCGGGGGCCAGCGCUGUCCGGAGACACUUCCGGGUCACGUGGCCAGCGUGACGAAGCUGCUCUGGCGAGCCAGCACCAGCACAGCACACAGAAACACCGUUUACCUUCCCGCUAUAAAGCGGUACCUAUUUACUUACUUGCACUUGAGAGUGCUUUCGAACUGCUAGGUGGGCAGGAGCUGGGACCGAACGACGGGAGCUCACCCCGCCGCGGGGAUUCGAACCGCCGACCAUACGAUCAGCAAGUCCUAGGCGCUGAGGUUUUACCCACAGCGCCACCCGCUUCCCGUGUCUACAAAGUAUGCCCCGUCAAAUUUAAAACCCAGCCACCAGAAAUCUUCCGGGUGGACUGGCAGGAGUCAGAAAGCAGACUCUAUAUCACAUUUCGCCAGCAACGCGCCUUUUCCAAAUUUGCGAAUAAGUUUAACCGCUUGGUCAAAGGAGGCAUACCUCACAGAGCAAAGUUCCUGAGGUAUCGCAUCAUUGACGGACCCUCCCUUUGGGUAGGAUAGGUUGUGAAUCAUGCGAAACUCACCGGGUGCCUUUUUGGUGAUGAUGCCUAAUGGGGAUAUAUGCAAACCCUCUAUGGGAGGGACAGAAAAGGGGCCGGCUACCCUCCCUGCCUUAAUUUCUUUAAGUAUUUUCUUGCGCGCCACUUCAGGCAUCUCUCUAACUGAUUUCUGAUUUGGUGGGUCACCUGAAUUGGGGGGGGGGGAAGCAACUGGGAUCCUAAAACCUAAACUAAAACCUUCCCAGAGAAAUAAUGCAGCUGUUCUGUUGGGAUAGAGAUCCAAAAGGGUUUUUAAGGCUCACGUACCCUUUUUCUCUGGGAUGCGGUGCAGGCCGUGAUUUGGGCUGACUUCCCAGAGAGCCAUCACAUGAGCGGUGUGAGUUGUUCAACCGCAUUCUAAAUGACACACAGCAUUACCAAACCAAUAAACAGAAUAUCCAGUCAAUCUUCAGUACCUAUAAAAGAACUUAAGGGAUAGGACCAGAAGCAUUAGCCUCAUCCUUAGGAUCAGAAGCUGAGGCUCCCACAGAUGAGUUGUUGUUUUCAACACAACAAAAGGGAUGGCGUUUCACUCCUGCAUCUGCUGGAGAACUGCCCCCCCUUUUCUAACUAACUGAAAGUACAACCUGGGAAUAUACACAGAAGCCCAAAUGAUUAUUUGGAGGCGGAACAGGUACUGCUCACAGCUGAUGGGGUGCGGCUCUUCCCAUGCGCCGGCUUCUUUAGAGCGGAUUGGUGUCCUGAAGCGACUGUCUGUGGUCCAUGCCUUCCCCUUUCUCCGGGGGGGGGGGAGAAGCCAGGGAGUGAAGGAGGUGAGGACAGGUGACCCCCCCUAGGCCCGAAGUCACCCCAGGCCUCAAAACCAAAUUUCCCCUUUCUCUCGUCUACAACAGCUUUUCUCUGCUCUGCUCUGCUUUCUCACAAGAUGCUGCUGCAUAAGCAAAAGGUUAUUUUUUAUCAGUACAAGAAGGCUUCAAAAAGCUAAUGAAUAGGCUCUGUCAAUGCCAGGAAUAAGCAGGUCUGGGAACUGAGUCUUAUCUCAUCCAGUUGCAACACAUCUUGGACAUGCUGAACGCAAGGCUUCUCAACCCCCUGGCUUCUCAUCCCCCUUUCCUGGGAAGGGCGCCAAGAGUCCCAAGAGUCCCAGGACAGGAGCUUUCUGUUCAUGAGACUUCCGGGUUGGUGCCUCCGGUAAUGGCGGAAUUCCUCUGAUCGGGAGGAAUUUGCCCCGUGGGAAUCUGGGUCUGGCCACCACGGCGAAGGCGGAGACCCGCAAAAAAAUCACAGGCGGGAGAAGCCUGUGAACGUGGGAUUCUGCGGGCACCCUUUGCGCCUCCCCUACUCGCGGGGAAACCCGGUUUUGGGGGUCCGGAGCGACGUGGGGUGAGUGGCGCAGUGCUUCGAAUCGUCUGUUCCUUCCACGGAGCGAAGCCGCAUAGCUGUUGCCGGAGAGCGCUGACUUUUUCCUGUGGACAAUUUGACUUCGAAGUAAUUACCCGUGAGUAGAGCUGAAGCGGGAGAAUUGGAUUUUUAAACGUUUAAUUUGGUAUCGUAACGGGGAGGUUCAAUACAGGAAGUCCGCCUUCCCCUUUUGUAAAUAGACUGAAGCAAUGAGGCUGCAAGCUGAAGUCUUGGAAAGCCUUUUGUAAAAGACUAAAUUUCCAUCGGUAAAGAACAUUAAAUCCCCCCUUGGAGGCAGGAGAAGAGGGGGGGGGAAGUUGUGGACUGAGUAUGCCUGUAGGAGAGAGCGAAGAGAGCUAAAAUACCGCUGCUCCGACCCUGGGAACGGGCUGCUAGCAGGACUGACAUCUUUUGGAAUGUUCAUUGACAGUGUUUAGAACAUUCAUUGACAGCUAGCUAAAUAAGAGAAAUACAUUGUUUCUACUGUCUCCGGCUGCUUUAAAAAAAGGAGUAAAAGUAACUGAAAACUGAAACUAACUUUGGAUUGUUUGAACUGUGUUUAAAAGAGGACAUUACUGACUAAUAUAAAUAGAAACUGUUUCCCCCUAGUAGAAGCCUUUGAACUGGUGACUUUACAAGAGCUGGGCUAGGGGAAUUUCCAGCUGCAAGAUAAAAACUCUGAGACUCGGACUGACCUUGAAUCUUUUAAGUGUUAUGGCAAAUGGAAAGGAAAAAACAGACCAGUUAACUGCUGAAAAAACAUUAAGGUCUGGGAGAACUUGGCAGCAACCCAGGAGAGGCUCAACACCAGGCCUCCCUGCUUCUUCUGCUGCUGCUUCUGCACCAGUACAAUCAAAUUCAAGAGGAAUGUCGACAGAAGGGCCUUAGCGGUUGCAUUAAAUAAGAUAAAUGAUUCAUUGGAACAGCUUAAUAAGAAAGCGGAUGCGACAAAUGCGAAAGUGGAUGCUGCAACUAUUAAAAUCGACUUAAAUACAGAAAGUAUAAAUAACCUGGGACAAAAGGUGAACACCAACAUAGAAACCAUCCAGAAACUGAUACAGGAAUCUACUUUGAUACGGCAGACUGCGGAGGAAGCUAGCGAGAAAGCCAUUGCUUCUGAAUGUAAAGUAACACAACUGGAGAGAGAGAGAGUCCCAGCCCUACAGAGCCAACUUGAUGAACAUAAGUUGACGCUUGCUAUGAUUGAACUUAAAGAAAAACAGACGAAUCUGAGGAUUAGAGCUCUACCCGAAUUGGAGAAGGAAAGUUUGACAGACUUUCUCACACAGGAAUUUGCUGACUUUUGGGACUUGGACUUGGGUCAAGAAGAGUUUAGAAUUGUGAGGGCUUUCAGACUUGGAAGAGGAGGGAAAAAAGAGAAGAAUAGAAUAAGAGACUGCUUGAUCACCCUUCAAACUAAAGAAGAGAGAGAUAGAAUCUUGAGCUGGCACUACCAGAAGAACUUAGAAGUACAACAGUCAAGAGUGGAAAUUUUUUAAGACAUCCCGAAACAUCUUUUGGAUCUUAGGCCUAACUACGGAGAUAUUGUUGCCCUGCUGAGAAGGAAUAAAAUCAUCUUUAGGUGGGAGUUUCCCCAAGGUCUAUCGUUCAAUUUCAAAGGAAGGAAAAUAAAAAUAAGAUCAGUAGAAGAGAAAGUAAAGUUUUUGUAUAAAUACAAAGAAGAUCUGCAGAAGGAACUUGGAAAAGAGCCAAGAGCAUUGGAUAGAAGAUCACCAGAUAGAGGACUAGAGCAAGGAGCAUCGGAUAGAAGAUCACCAAACAGGGUAAUAAUGGAUAUAUCAGCAUUAUCCUUUGGAUUGGAUCUCCCAGUGAACGUGUCACCACCACCACCAACAAAAGAAGAGCAAGCAUUGGGUGCAGUUGGAGGAAUAUCAACGUAAUUACAUAAUGGCGUUGCAGGUUUCGAGCUGGAAUGUGAAUGGACUGAACUCUCCAGAAAAAAGGCGGAGAGUCUUUCAUUUAUUGAAAAAAGAACAUUUGGACUUGAUUUGUUUACAAGAAACACAUGUGAUAAGGCUACACAGGAAAAUAUUGAGUAAUAAAAGACUGGGCCAAUAAUUUAUCUCAUCAGACAAAGUUAAAAAAAGAGGAGUGGUCCUUUAUGCAAAGGAGAGCCUAUCACCGAAAUUCAUAUUCAAAGAUGACCAAGGAAGAUUUGUUGCAAUUGAAAUUCAAUCACAAGGAGAGAAAUUUCUGAUCGUAGGUAUUUAUGCACCAAAUGAAGGAAAAUCGGAGUUCUUUAAGAAGCUACACGAGACUCUGAUGGACUACAUGGACUAUAAUAUGAUCUUGAUGGGAGACAUGAAUGGAGUGGUGUCUACAAAUAUGGACAAGGCACAGAGACAGUUAGUCACCAAAGAUGGCAGACUACCAAAAACCUUUUUCGACAUGACUGAAAAUAUGGAUUUAGUUGACAUUUGCAGAAUGAAGAACCCUCUGGGAAGAGAGGGAACUUUCUUCUCUGAGGCUAAAAUGACAUGGACAAGAAUUGACCAAAUCUGGGUAACCAGGGGAUUGGCUCCGAAGAUCAGCAAAGUGGAGAUUUGCCCCAAAACUUGUUCUGACCCUAAUGCCGUGAAGAUGGAAAUGAAAUUGAUGCCAAUUGGUUCCUUUAUAUGGAGGAUGAACGAUACUUUGUUCAGGAAUGAAGAGGUGACCAAAAAGGCCCAAAAAACUCUAAGAGACUAUUUCGAGAUAAACAUGAAUACUACAGUGGAAAAAAGAGUGAUUUGGGACGCAAGCAAAGCGGUUAUGAGAGGAUUCUUAAUACAAUAGAAUGCAAUUAAGAAGAGAACUCAGAAUGAAAAAAAGGAUAAAAUCCUGGGGAAAAUAAAGGAAGGAGAGAAGAAACUGAGAGCAAAACCAAAGUCACAGGAGAUCUUGAAAGAGAUAAAGUUAUACCAAGUACAAUAUAUGAAGCUGAUGAAUCAGGAAAUAGAAUGGAAGAUUAAACAGAUGAGGCAAAAGACAUUUGAAUCGGCAAAUAAGUGUGGAAAAUUGUUGGCCUGGCAAAUGAAAAAAAGACAAAAACUCAAUACUAUUACGAAUUUGGAAGUGGAAGGAAAGAAUAUACAGAACCCAGUGGAGAUCAGGAAGUGUUUUCAGAGGUAUUUUAAACAACUUUAUACACAGGAGAAGCAGAAAGAAAUGGACAUUGAUCGAUUUUUGAAAAUAAAUGGACUACAUAAAAUCUCUCAGGGAAAACAGCUAAUGUUGAACUACAAAAUAACGGAUCAGGAGGUGGAAGGGGCCAUUCAGAACAUGCAAUUAGGUAAAUCUCCAGGACCAGAUGGUUUGACCUCAAGAUAUUACAGAUCUUUGAAAGAAUGGUUAAUACAACCAUUGAAGGAAGUCUGCAAUGAAAUAUUGGAAGGGAGAAAGGCACCAGAGUCGUGGAAGGAAGCUUACAUUACACUUAUACCGAAAACAGAGACUGAAAAGACACAGCUCAAGAACUACCGCCCCAUAUCGUUGCUUAAUGUGGAUUACAAAAUUUUUGCAGAUAUUUUGGCUAAAAGAUUAAAAAAGGUGUUAGUAGAAGAAAUUCAUAAAGACCAAGCAGGCUUUCUCCCGGGCAGACACUUGUCUGACAAUAUGAGGAAUAUAAUUAAUAUUCUAGAAAAACUACAAGUGAAUAUCAAUACUAAGGCAGUUUUGAUAUUUGUGGAUGCAGAGAAAGCCUUUGACAACAUCUCUUGGAGUUUUAUGAAGAAGAAUAUACAGGGGAUGGGGGUAGGUCAAGGUUUUGAAAACAGUAUAGGUGCAAUUUAUUCAGAACAAAAGGCAAAAUUAAUUGUGAACAAUGUAGUGACAGAAGAGUUUAAGAUUGAGAAAGGGACACGGCAAGGUUGCCCAAUUUCUCCAUUGCUUUUUAUAUCGGUCCUUGAGGUGUUGUUAAAUAUGAUUAGAAAGGACAAAGAGGUUAAAGGUAUACAAGUGGGAGCUAAACAGUACAAACUGAAAGCAUUUGCUGAUGACUUAGUAUUGACUUUACAAUGACUUAGUAUUGACUUUACAGGAGCCAGAAUCUAGUACUAAAAGGGUAUUGGAACUGAUCCAAGAAUUCAGACAGGUAGCAGGUUUUAAGUUGAACAAGAUGAAAACUAAGGUUUUAGAGGAAAAUUUAACUGGGAAUGAGAGAGAGAAGUUUCAGGAGGAGACAGGACUAACAUUGGUUAAGAAAGUGAAAUACUCAGGGGUUAACAUGACUGCCAAAAAUGUGAAUUUAUAAAUAAAUGCGAAUUUAUUUAAGGAUAACUAUGAAAAAUGUUGGAUUGAAGUAAAAAAGGAUUUAGAAAUAUGGACAAAUUUGAAGUUAUCAUUGUUAGGCGGAAUUGCUGUGAUAAAAAUGAAUGUAUUGCCAAGGAUGUUGUUUUUAUUUCAAACAUUGCAAAUUUUGGAUAAGAUGGAUUGUUUCAAGAAGUUGUUUUAAUAAUGCAUUUGGCUGGCAUGCAUAUUUGUGGUACGAUAAGGUAAAAGCACAUAAAGCGUUUAAAAAUCAUAUUGUUAGAAAAGCAUUGUUUAAUGUUUGGAUAAGAUAUAAGGAUUUGUUAGAAAAGAAAACCCCAAGAUGGUUGUCACCAAUGGAAGCGAAGGCACAGAAAAAACUCAAUAUGGAGGCCAAAUGGCCGAAAUAUUGGGAAAUUCUGGAACAAGAUGGAGACAGAAUAAAAUUGCAGAGCUUUGAAAAAUUGAAAAAUAAAGUGCGAGAUUGGCUCCAUUAUUACCAAAUAAUGGAGGCAUACAAUUUGGACAAAAAAGUUGGUUUCCAGGUGGAAGAAUCAAAAUUGGAAACAGAAUUGUUAGAGCCAAAAAUCAAGAAUCUGUCAAGAAUGUAUAACUUGCUGUUGAAAUGGAACACUCAGGAUGAAAUGGUGAAAUCAGCUAUGAUUAAAUGGGCACAAGAUGUUGGACAUAACAUAAUGAUGGCUGACUGGGAACAGUUAUGGACCACAGGUAUGAAAUUCACGGCAUGUAAUGCCCUAAGAGAAAAUUUAAUGAAAAUGAUUUAUAGGUGGUACAUGACCCCAGUCAAGCUUGCAAAAAUUUACCAUUUGCCCGAUAAUAAAUGUUGGAAAUGUAAUGAGACUGAAGGUACAUUCUUUCACCUUUGGUGGACAUGCCCAAGGAUUAAGACAUUCUGGGAGAUGAUUUAUAACGAAAUGAAAAAGGUAUUCAAAUACACCUUCCCGAAGAAACCAGAGGCCUUUCUCCUGGGCAUGGUCGGCCAAUUGGUGCCAAAGAAGGAUAGAACUCUUUUUAUGUUAUGCAACAACAGCAGCAAGAAUACUCAUCGCGAAGUAUUGGAAGACACAAGAUUUACCCACCCGGGAAGAAUGGCAGAUGAAGUUGAUGGACUAUAUGGAAUUGGCGGAAAUGACUGGCAGAAUCCGAGACCAGGGAGAAGAGUUGGUGGAAGAAGACUGGAAAAAGUUUAAAGACUAUUUACAGAAAUACUGUAAAAUUAAUGAACAAUGUUGGAAUGAUGUUGGAAUGAAGUUAUAUGGCUUUAGUAGAAAUGUUAUAAGGAAUUAAGUAUAAAUAGAUAAUAGAGUGUUAAAGGAAAAAAUAAGGCUAGAAUGUGUUAAGAUAAUUAUAGGAUAGAAAACAGAGGAAGAUGGAAAGGAAUUGCUGAAACAAUUAAUAGAAGUGGAAUACAAAAAGGGAGGUGUGAGGAGGUCAUGGAAAUAAGUGAAUGAGAGAUAAGAUAUUGAAAUUAUGUGAUGUGUUUUAAACUGUUUUUGUUUUUUGUUAGUUUAAUGUGUUAAUGUUAUGUGUUAGUAUUAGUGUUAUGUAGUGUUUUUGUAUUGUAUUGUAUUGUCCAUUUUUUUUCUUUUUUGUAGUGUUUAAAUUGUUGGAAAAGCAAUAAAUAUUAUUAUUAUUAUUUUUAAAAAGAGCUUUCUGUUCAUGCUCAGGGAAACUCAUGAGGCAGGACUCCUGAGGAGGGGGAGAAGGGGGAGGGAACUGGAGGGGAAUAUAUGCUCUGUGCAAAUGGCUGCGAACUUGUGCUUGUUUGUGAAGUUAUCACUCUAGCUCCUUCUACCAAUCCCGGAUGGUAGAAAUAAAGCUUUUUCUCUGAAAUUAUCCCUUGAGUGCCUGUUUGACUCCCCUUUCCCUCUCUCGGGUGCAAUGCUCUUCCCACCCGAGGGCAAAGCCUGAAAAGGCUACAGGAGUUGUGGCGUCCUCAGGCACAGAGGUUUUCCAGGUAGCUAGUCCCAGGGUCCACUUCUGCAGGCAGCGCACCUCCACCCGCACACAAGACAAGCCGCCUGCAGGAGUCGACUCCUGCAAAGUGGCCCAGCAAGGGGAGAUCCUUCCAGCAAGGUUUCAGGGCAGACCUUCAGCCAGACCUAGUCUGUCCUGGGAUCCACCCAUAAUGAGAAAACUAAAACAAAACUAUUCACACAAAAGGCAGGCCUUACAUCCAGGCUUUUACUGACCGUACAUUAAAAGACCUUUUCACAAGAGAUAUUGAAGAUAAUAAAACACAGCACCCAGAAUUAGGAAGAGAUAACCAGGCUGGAAUAGUAGAUCAUGUCAGAUCAUUUUCCUCCACAAAUUUUACAAUAUUCUUCCGCGGUAUCCACUUCCUCCCCCCUUGGAUCUACAUGAGCUUGCUAUUUCCAGGUCUGUCAAAUAUUUGGUCAUCCUUCUCACUCUGAGUAAAAAGACUUCCUCAUUUCAAUGUUUACAAAUAAAAAUACAAUACCAAAUACUUUGAAUCAUUCCCAGAUUCUGUCAAUAUCCAGGGUAAUAUUUCCCAAUUGCUAAAUUUCCAGCAAUCAAAACUGGAAUAUCAUAUUCCAGUCUUAAUAGAUUACCUAAAAAUGACAAUUUCUUAUCCAGAGAUUCUAUUUAUUUUUUUAAAAUAAUUUUUUAUUGAUUUUUCCAUGGAUUCUACUUCUAACAAUGUAUCUUUAACAAUUUUUCAUAUUUCGACCCUCCUCCCCUGGACUUCCCUCGUACUCACAUUUGUUUUAUUUCCCUAUUGUUCACCUUGCAUAUUUGAUGUUUCCCAUAAAUUUCCUCUAUAUAGCACAUAUAGUCUUAUUUUUUGUUGUAGACAGUUGUGAUUGUUCACUCAAACCCUGACAAUGAGUCCAUUUCUUUAUGUUGCCUCUUCAUAUAUGUUGUAAAUGGUUCCCAUUCUCUUUUAAAGACUUUGUUGUCCUUUUCAUGUAAUUUUUCUGUUAGUUUUGCCGGUUCUGCAUAUUCCAUAAGUUUCCCUUGCCAUUGUUCUUUCGUUGGUAUUUCUUCUGUCUUCCAAGUUUGUGCUAAUAAAAUUCUUGCCGCUGUUGUUGCAUACAUAAAUAAUUUCCAAUUUUCUUUUUUUACAUCUUGGUCUAAAAUUCCUAGAAGGAAUGCUUCUGGUUUCUUAACAAAAGUCUUUUUAAACAGUUUUUUCAAUUCAUUAUAUAUCAUUUCCCAAUAAUUCCUAAACUUUUUGCAUCUUGCAGGAUGGCUUUUUUUCUAAAAAGAAAAAAGCAAAACAAGAUCUACCCCUCAUACGAGGAUGAGGCCCCUGCCCUACUGCCGCCAUUGGCGAAGCCUUCAACAUCAGCCACAGAGGACAGGAGGAAAAAUCAAGUUGCACCCAAAAACAAGAUCUACCCCUCAUAUGAGGACGAGGCCCCUGUCCUACUGCCAGCAUUGGCAAAGCCUUCAACAUCAGCCACAGAGGACAGGAGGAAAAAUCAAGUUGCACCCAAAAACAAGAUCUACCCCUCAUAUGAGGACGAGGCCCCUGUCCUACUGCCAGCAUUGGCAAAGCCUACACCAUCAGCGGCAGAGGCCAGGGCGGCAGAGGCCAGACCCCUAGUCUUGCCAGGGCUGGCGCAGCCCCGGACCAGCAAGCAAGACCCAAGCCAGCGGCGGCCCUCAAAAAAGAAGAGCCUUGAGGACUCUGGGCCAGCGUUCCCAGGUGAGUAGGCAGAACCAGAUCCCUUUUGGGUUCCCCUUGGCCUUAGACUUGGUGUUUACCUCUACGGAUGUUGGUGAUCUGACACUAACUAAAAGCGAAACAAAAGAAGUGCCAUGGUCAGAUCACUUCCUGGUGCAACUGGACUUCUCCGCGACCCUUCCCCUCUGCAGGGAGGUGGGACCAAUUCGGAUGGUCCUCCCCCGCUACUUAAUGGAUCCAACUGGUUUCCAGAGAGUGGUAGGGGAUGUUUUAUCCCAAGUUGAUGGCCUCUCGGGUGAUUCCCUGGUGGCCCGUUGGAAUGCGGAGUUAACCAGGGCUAUUGACUGUAUGGCUCCGAAGCGCCCUCUCCGAUUGCAUGGAGCCCGGACAGCCCCGUGGUUUUCCCCAGAGCUGAGGGCGAUGAAACAAUCAUUGAGACGGCUAGAGCGCUGGUGGUGGAAAACUCACUCUGAAUCAGACUGGACACGGGCUAGAGCUCAACGUCGAGCCUACCAAGUGGCAAUGGCGACGGCAAAGAGGGCCUUCUUCGCCGCCUCCAUUGCAUCUGCAGAAAACAGCAGCAGGAGACUUUUUCAGGUGGUUCGCAAUCUAUCGGAACCACCUGCACCACCGGGGCCUGGUAGGGAUCCCAAGAUCUCCUGCAAUGCUUUUGCAAAGUUUUUUGCAGAUAAAGUCACUCAGAUUCAGAAGGAGGUAGACUCCACUGUGGGAGCAGGGCCAGGGCGGGAGAGCGCUAGAGUUGUGUCUAGUCCUGUUACAUGGGAUCAAUUCCAAUCUGUUACCUCCGAGGAUGUGGACAGGCUGCUUGGACAAGUGAAACCGAUCACCUGUCUCCUUGAUCCUUGCCCAUCCUGGCUGAUAAAAGCAAGCCGGGGAGGGCUGGGCGAUGGGCUCUGCGGGGUGGUGAAUGCUUCUCUCUGUGAGGGAGCCUUCCCAGACCCGCUGAAAGAGGCGGUCAUUAAACCGCUUCUUAAAAAAACAUCUUUAGACCCAGCCAAUUUGGCAAACUAUCACCCAGUCUCAAAUUUACCAUUCUUGGGCAAGGUGAUUGAGCGCGUGGUUGCUGAACAACUCCAGGCACGCCUGGAGGAUGCGGACCAUUUGGAUCCCUUCCAAUCGGGAUUCAGGCGUCACCAUGGGACUGAAACUGCCUUAAAGAAUCAUAGAAUCAUAGAGCUGGAAGAGACCACAAGGGCCAUCGAGUCCAACCCCCUGCCAAGCAGGAAACACCAUCAGAGCACUCCUGACAUAUGGUUGUCAAGCCUCUGCUUAAAGACCUCCAAAGAAGGAGACUCCACCACACUCCUUGGCAGCAAAUUCCACUGUCAAACAGCUCUUACUGUCAGGAAGUUCUUCCUAAUGUUUAGGUGGAAUCUUCUUUCUUGUAGUUUGGAUCCAUUGCUCCGUGUCCGCUUCUCUGGAGCAGCAGAAAACAACCUUUCUCCCUCCUCUAUGUGACAUCCUUUUCUAUAUUGGAACAUGGCUAUCAUAUCACCCCUUAACCUCCUCUUCUCCAGGCUAAACAUGCCCAGCUCCCUUAGCCGUUCCUCAUAAGGCAUCGUUUCCAGGCCUUUGACCAUUUUGGUUGCCCUCCUCUGGACACGUUCCAGUUUGUCAGUGUCCUUCUUGAACUGUGGUGCCCAGAACUGGACACAGUACUCCAGGUGAGGUCUGACCAGAGCAGAAUACAGUGGCACUAUUACUUCCCUUGAUCUAGAUGCUAUACUCCUAUUGAUGCAGCCCAGAAUUGCAUUGGCUUUUUAGCUGCCGCAUCACACUGUUGGCUCAUGUCAAGUUUGUGGUCAACCAAGACUCCUAGAUCUUUUAAUUGUUAUGUUUUUUUAUUGUUGAUUUUGCUUUUCGUGUUUUUUUUUAUUUUCUUUUUGGGAUUUGUAUUGUGUAUUUGUGUAUCUUUUUAUGUUUUUCUUUUUUUCUUUGUUGUUCAAUUUUUGAUCGAAACCUUAAUAAAAAUUAUUUAUAAAAAUAAAAAUAAAAUAAAUAAAGUUCGUCUUGUUUGUUUUGGCCUAGUUCUCUAAUCUGUCAAGGUCGUUUUGAAGUGUGAUCCUGUCCUCUGGGUGUUAGCCACCCUCCCAGUUUGGUGUCAUCUGCAAAUUUGAUCAGGAUGCCCUUGAGUCCAUCAUCCAAGUCGUUGAUAAAGAUGUUGAAUAAGACCGGGCCCAAGACAGAACCCUGUGGCACCCCACUAGUCACUCUUCUCCAGGAUGAAGAGGAACCAUUGAUGAGCACCCUUUGGGUUCGGUCAGUCAGCCAGUUACAAAUCCACUGAGUGGUAGCAUAGUCAAGACCGCAUUUUACCAGCUUCUUUACAAGAAUAUCAUGGGGCACCUUGUCAAAUGCCUUGCUGAAAUCAAGGUAGGCUACAUCCACUGCGUUCCCUUCAUCUACCAGGCUUGUAAUUCUGUCAAAAAACGAGAUCAGGUUAGUCUGACAUGACUUAUUUUUCAGAAAUCCAUGCUGACUAUUGGUGAUCACAGCAUUCCUUUCUAGGUGCUCACAGACUGUUUGCUUAAUGAUCUGCUCCAGAAUCUUCCCUGGUAUUGAUGUCAGACUGACUGGGCUGUAAUUAUUGGGUCCUCUCUUUUCCCCUUUUUGAAAAUAGGGACAACAUUUGCCCUCCUCCAGCCUGCCGGGACUUCGCCUGUUCUCCAGGAAUUCUCAAAGAUGACUGCCAGUGGUUCUGAGAUCACAUCUGCCAGUUCUUUUAAUACUCUUGGAUGCAGUUCAUCUGGCCCUGGAGACUUGAAUACAUCUAAACUAGCCAAGUAUUCUUGUACUAUCUCCUUAGUUAUUCUGGGCUGUGUUUCCUCUGCUGAAUCAUUUGCUCCAAAUUCUUCAGGUCGGGCAUUGUUUUCUUUAUCGGAGAAGACUGAGGCAAAGAAGGCAUUGAGGAGUUCAGCUCUUUCUGUGUCCCCUGUUUGCAUUUCACCAUCUUCUCCUCUGAGUGACCCCACUGUUUCUUUGUUCUUCCUUUUGCUACGAACAUACCCAUAAAAGCCUUUUUUGUUGCUUUUAACCUCUCUAGCAAGCCUGAGUUCAUUCUGUGCUUUAGCUUUUCUGACUUUGUGUCUACUAUUGUGCAGCCUAUUUGUUUGAAUUCCUCUUUGGUGGUUUCCCCCCUUUUCCAUUUUUUGUACACAUCCUUUUUUAAUCUUAACUCAGUUAAAAGUUCUUUAGAUAGCCACCCUGGCUUCUUUAGGCACCUUCCAACCCUCCUCUUAGGUCUGGUCGGGGUUCUUCCAUGAGCUGUCCGUUCCAAGGUCGCCUGCACAUUACCUGAUGACUGACUUUGCUGCUCGUCUUCAUAUACCUGAUCGACUGUAAUGAGGGAGAGAUCCUCAAUAGGAGUCUGCUCUUCGUCUUCCAUGCUAGGGGAGAGGACCUCAAAGCGAUUGUGUAUUUCUAAAUAUGCUGGUUGGUCGCGCUGGUUGAUGAUCUCCGGUGAGCUAGGGACAAAGGUGAGAGCUGUUUCCUAGUUCUGCUGGAUCUCUCAGCGGCCUUUGACAGCAUCGACCAUAACAUCCUUCUGGACCGUCUAGAGGGGCUGGGAGCUGGGGGCACUGUUAUACGGUGGUUCCGCUCCUUUCUCCUGGGCUGUGCCCAGAAAGUGGUGUUGGGGAAUGAGUGUUCAGACCCCUGGUCUCUCACUUGUGGGGUGCCUCAGGGUUCCGUCCUCUCCCCCAUGCUUUUUAAUAUCUAUAUGAAGCCGCUGGGAGAGAUCAUCAGGGGGUUUGGGCUGGGUGUUCAUCAGUAUGCAGAUGACACCCAGCUCUACCUCCUUUAAAUCAGAACCAGUGAAGGCGGUGAAGGCCCUGUGUGAGUGCCUGGAGGCGGUUGGAGGAUGGAUGGUGGCUAACAGAUUGAGGUUGAAUCCUGACAAGACUGAAGUCCUGUUUUUGGGGGACAGGGGGCGGGUGGGUGUAGGGGAUUCCCUGGUCCUGAAUGGGGUAACUGUGCCCCUGAAGGACCAGGUGCACAGUCUGGGAGUCACUUUGGACUCACAGCUGUCCAUGGAGGCGCAGGUUAAUUCUGUAUCCAGGGCAGCUGUCUACCAACUCCACCUGGUACGCAGGCUGAGACCCUACCUGCCUGGGAACUGUCUCACUAGAGUGGUGCAUGCUCUAGUUAUCUCCCGCUUGGACUACUGCAACGCACUCUACGUGGGGCUACGUUUGACGGUGACCCAGAAACUGCAAUUAAUCCAGAAUGCGGCAGCUAGACUGGUGACUGGGAGCGGCCGCCUGGACCACAUAACACUGGUUCUGAGAGAUCUGCAUUGGCUCCCAGUACGUUUCUGGGCGCAAUUCAAAGUGUUAAAGCCCUAAACGGCCUCGGUCCAGUAUACCUGAAGGAGCCUCUCCACCCCCAUCGUUCAGCCUGGACACUGAGAUCCAGCGCCUAGGGCCUUCUGGUGGUUCCCUCAUUGCGAGAAGUAAGGUUACAGGGAACCAGACAGAGGGCCUUCUCAGCAGUGGCGCCCACCCUGUGGAAUACCCUCCCUUCAGAUGUGAAGGAAAUAAGUAGCUACCCUAUCUUUAAAAGACAUCUGAAGGCAGCCCUGUUUAGGGAAGUUUUUAACAUUUAACGCUGUAUUGUUUUUAAUACUUGAUUGGGAGCCGCCCAGAGUGGCUGGGGAAACUCAGCCAGAUGGGCGGGGUAUAAAUAAUAAAUUAUUAUUAUUAUGAUACAAGGCCGGGGUCUCUCUUGGUUUCCUUGAUGUCUGGGUGCAAAUCCCCCCCCUCCUUGUUAAGAGGCGUGUAACAUGGAGCAGGGACUUCCGGGUGGCUGUUCUGCAUUGCUGGGGGUUGGACUAGGUGACCCCGCAGGUCCCUUCAGACGCUACAGUUCUAUGAUCCCUGUUCAGAUAUGGCAUGCACCCGCUCAUUGCAACAGGCGAGAAGCCCCCUGAGAAAGAACUUGCCGUCUUUUCUCGUGUAUAAGACGAGGUUUUUUACCCCCCAAAUCAAGUGUCAAAUUGGGGCUCCUCUUCUACAGGGGGAGUGCUGAGGGGGGACGGGUGCUUGGUUGUAGCCGCCAGGAAGAGAUUUCCAGCCAUGAUUUCUUUGCUGUGGAAAGGGCUGUUGUCGACUGGCAGACGAUAGGUGACUUGGUGGUUGAUGCGUGCAAUUGUGCAAUUUGAUUAAUGGCUCCCUCCCCCCAAAUAAAGCUCAACCACUCUGGGCAACCCCUCCCCCAAAAAGCUUAAGAAGUCUUGGCAAUCUGCCCCCAUUUUCUAAAUUUUGAGUGCCCAAAAAUAGGGGGCGUCUUAUACAUGGGGGCGUGUUAUACAUGGAAAAAUACGGUACCUUUCCCUCUCAUCCGCCUCAUUUACUCACCUCUCUCUCUCUCUCUCUCUCUCUUUCUUUCUGAAGAACUCUCUGAUGAAAACUUCGAGUACUUGUGGAUGGGUAAGAAAAUGCUGGGAGGAAGAACCGUCAGAGAAGCCUUGGAGAUGAUGGAUGAAAGGGAGAUUUUGGACACCAUCCUCCAACACCUCCAGCCAGCUCCCCAGGUGUGUGUGAUGCAGGGUGGAUUUGAUUGAAAUCAAAUCAAUUUAAAACAUAUUUUUACAUUCUUGCUUGUAUAAUCUUAAUAUUUACAACCAGAUGAAGGUUUCAUUUUGGGAAUAAUAAAUUUCCAGAGUAGUUUUUACUACUGAUUUGGUUAUACUGUUAAGAAUGCAUAGACAGAUAAUUAUGAAAUUAUUGUGGGGUAUAAUAAGUUAACUGUGUACAGACGCUUCAGGUUACAUACACUUUAGGUUACAGACUCCGCUAACCCAGAAAUAGUACCUCGGGUUAAGAACUGCCAUCGGCUCAGGGGCGAGAGGGGAAAAGCCGGGUGGAUUACAGAGAGCCCCCAAAGAUCGUGGGAAGCAGCACUUCCUCAGCGGAGGAAGGGGAGGAGAUGCAGGGGUCGGAGGAGGCAAGGCGGUGCCAGGACACCUUGCCUGAGCAAAGCGGGGAGGAGGGGGGUCCCCCAUUACCCAAGCCUUCCUUGCGCAGUAGGCUUCCGCGCAGAGAGGGGAGGCACAGACUGGGCGCCAAGAAAUUACUCUGCUGGGGAAGGUUGAAGGGCCGCCCACUCUCAGAUUCUGCCCGUGAAUGAGCAAGACACGGAAUAGAGGCCCUCUGCAUUCUAAAAGUUUUGAUCACUAAGAAGAAAGCUGGAAAACAGACUCUUGAGCCAUAUUGCCUGAUUGCUCUCAAGCAACCAACCGAUACCUCUAACAGUGGUGCUUCAGGUUAAGAACAGUUUCAGGUUAAGAACAGACCUCCGGAACGAAUUAAGUUCUUAACCUGAGGUACCACUGUAUAUUUGGACAACUUUUCUGCUGUACCUUAUUGGAAGGAGAAAAAUAAUCAUUUCCUUAAUAAGAAUUUAAACAAUUUAUUUAACUAAAACAAUAACAUUAUAGCUUAUAUAUCCAUGUUUCUUAACUGAUGUAGUUAAACAUUUUUUUUAAAAAAAAUUCUUAGACUGAAUUUUAUCAUAUAUGAAAAACUUAAAAUAAAUCCUUACUUCCCCGUGAAUAGCCUUUGGACUAUAAUGCAACUUAAAUAGAAAAAUAUAUUCCGAAAGAUUUUUCCUCCAAAAGCAUUUUAUUUUAGAAAUACAAUUUAAUUUUUUUAAAAAAUGUGAUUUAAAUCAAAGAAAUCUAUUAAAAAAAAUAAUGAGUCAUUGAUUUUUAUCCACCCUGGUCUGAUGUUGCGCAGCGUGAACCAGGAUUCCCCAACCUGGUGCCCUCUAAAUGUUCUGGACCAUAUGCUGCCUGGGGCUGGUGGGAGCAUGUAGAAGGGUUCAAGUUGAGGGGAACUGCCAUGAACUAUCACAGGCAAAGGCAAACUCGGCCCUCCAGCUGUUUGGGGACUACAGCUCCCAUCAUCCCUAGCUAACAGGACCAGCGAGUCAGGGGUGAUGGGCAUUGGAGUCCCCAAACAGCUGGAGGGCCGUGUUUGCCUAGGCCUGAACUAUUGGGAGCUCAGCUUGGAGGAAGGCCCUAUUUGCACAUGCAAGAGACGACUUUCCCCUGGUGAGAAGGAGUGGUGACCGCCAGUCUGGGGGGGCUUGAAAAGAGGACCAGGCAAACUUGGGGAAGCAGAGAAGGCGAUCAGUGCAGGAUCUGUAGAUCGGAAGAAGAACCAAUCCAUGAACUUGAUUUGGUGGGGUGACUUGGACCCCAGGAAAUGUUGCAUGUUUUUUUCUUUAACUUUUGCAACUGAUCGUUCCCGAUAUCUGGGAACGUUUCAGAACCCGAUAUUGUGCAGUAAAAGUUUUUGUGACUGUAUUGUGCCAAAUGUGGCCAAUAUUUCCUCUUCGCUCUCAAGAGCAGUUAAUUUGCCAGGCCUGGGCAUUUGGCAGAGCAGGCAAGCAAAUACUUUAUGCAACAGAAAAUUUAAUAAAUAAUCAUACUGGAAGUGGUAUUGUCUGUUUGUUAUUAUGGUAUGUAUUUUUGAGUCUACAGUGGUGCCCCGCAAGACAGAUGCCUCGCAAAACGGAAAACCCGCUAGACGAAAGGGUUUUCCGUUUUGGAGGUGCUUCGCAAAACAAAUUUCCUAUGUGCUUGCUUCGCAAGACGAAAAUGUCUUGCGAGUUCCUGAGGGUUUUUUUCCCUCCCCCCCCUUUUUCCCAAGCCGCUAAACCGCUUAUCAGCUGUUCGGCUAAGCCACUUAACAGCUGAUCGCUAAGCCGCUUAUCAGCUGAUCGUUAAGCCGCUUAUCAGCUGAUCGUUAAGCCGCUUAUCAGCUAUCAUUAAGCCGCUUAACAGCUGAUCGCUAAGCCGCUUAUCAGCUGAUCCUCUAAGCCCGCUAAGGCGCUAAUACUGUAGCGCUAAUCCGCUAAACCGCUAAUGGGCUUGCUUCGCAAGACGAAAAAACCCGCAAGACGAAGAGACUCGCGGAACGGAUUCUUUUCGUCUUGCGAGACACCACUGUAUAUUGUAAACCGCCCUGUGAUCUUCGGAUGAAGGGCAGUACCGGAAUUUAAUAAAUACCGUAUUUUUGCUCUAUAAGACUCACUUUUCCCUCCUAAAAGUAAGGGGAAAUGUGUGUACAUCUUAUGGAGCGAAUGCAGGCUGCACAGCUAUCCCAGAAGCCAGAACAGCAAGAGGGAUUGCUGCUUUCACUGCGCAGCAAUCCCUCUUGCUGUUCUGGCUUCUGAGAUUCAGAAUUCCCCCCCCCCCUUGUUUUCCUCCUCCAAAAACUAGGUGCGUCUUGUGGUCUGGUGCGUCUUAUAGAGCGAAAAAUACGGUAAUAGUAAUAGCCACAAUGCCUAGAUUCUGUUUGUUCAGGGCAGGAAACAAAGUGCUUUAAAUGAAUGGUGUGUCUCCCAGUCCAGAGGAUUUAUUGAAUCUUCUGUGGAGUGUUACUUUAAAAAAGAAGAAGAAUUGAUUGCAAUAGAUUUUACUCCAAAUGAUUUUUGCAAGAAGUCUAUUUCUAGGCAUGUGGGGUUUUUUUUAGAGAAGACAAGUGGCAGAUAGAUGGCAACUGUUCUCUAGACAAGAAACAUGACACUUUUCUUCAUUUUAUUCCCAGCAGAAGACAUCCAAGCCUGGACACAACAAGGUAAGUCCUUGUCGCGAAUUCCUCACGGCGCUUUUAGCAGAAUGCUCAGAGUCCCAGGUUCUUUAGUGCAGUAUUUAUUAUUGUGAGCUCAAUAUAUAUACAAAUAUCUACAGAAGCAGUUCAUCUAAUCAGACAGAGUACCUGCACCUUGAGGCAAAAGAAGACUCCACACUCAUCUACACCACUCCACCACUAUUGGACAGGCUUCCCUUUUAAACCAGUGACAGCCAAUCACAUUACUGCUGCGUCAUUCUGACCCAGCACUUCCACAGAGAGUAUUGGAUCUGUAGCCUUAUUGGAGUUCACUGAUUGGGUCUGCGUUGCUCCAGGACAGGAGGAAGGAAGCCAAAUGACACCGAGGUUGAUUCAAAGAAGAAAGAGUUUAUUCUGCUCUCCGGAUAGCAGAAGGUACUUGCGUGAUCAAGUCCACAGCAAGUCCAAAGAAAUGACAAGUUUCAUGCAGUAUAUAUAUCCUCCAGGCACUCUCUCCAUCCUUCCAACCACAUCAGCCUAUGUACGCAGGUUGACAUCACAUAUGUUCUUGCUCUGGUAUUUUUAACCAUAAAAGGGUGUUCCUUCCUGUACUUCUGACCAUAAAAGGAUCUUCCUCUUCCUACUCUUAUCUGGGAGGAAUAGGUCAUAAUCUCCGGGAACACGCUCUGGUGCUGUUCCCAGAUUGGGUCUGUGCGUCUUUUGUGGUCAGCACAUAAGAUAAGGCACACACGCAUCAUCCCUGCUCUACUGGAACUUGGCAAGGUGACUCAUUGCCGCCACAGUCUGAUAAGGGAGAGAGCUUCGAGCACAGCUGGGUUUUUGUUUAUACAUUGACUCAGAGCUCAAGUUAAUGGAUUUUAGCUAAGGAAAAAUAGGGAAUUUGGUGCAGUUUUCAAACUGCCUUCACAGUCAGUUUUGGGUUUGGGAAACCCAUUCCUUUACAUCAGCCUGUUGCAAACUGAAGCCUGCAGACUUACUUGCACAGCAUCCUGCAAAUCCCAACACUCCUCCUUAAGUCAAAGGCUUGAGACCUAAUAAUUCUCUUAAGUCUUGAAAUUUAGGAGCAUCCAAACAUUUUGUAUACAAAUCCGCCACAUUACAUUUUGUGUUACAGUGCUGUACCUUUAACACAUUUCUUUCCAAAGCAUUUUUCACAUUUCCGUAUCUUAUAGCAAUAUGUUUACUCUUGCUCUUAAAGUUCUGUUGGUUAGCAAGCUGUUGUGCAGCCAUGUUGUCACUUAGCACAGUGAUUGGCAUUUCAGAAGGUAUUCCAAGCUCUUUUGUUAGGCAAGCAAACCACUCUAUUUGUGACACACAUUCACUUAUGGCUGAGUACUCUGCUUCACAAGUACUUGUGGCAACAAAUGUUUGUUUCUGGGAUUUCCACUGAACCAGGGCAUUUCCAAUAUAUAUGGCAUAGCCAGUGGUAGACUUUCCAUUUUCUCUGUCCCCCCAGCUGGCAUCAGCGUAUGCAUACACUUGCUGAUCAUAUCCUGUAUCCAGCACCAGUUUGUAAUCUUUUGUGCCUUUCAGAUACCUUAGGAUUCUUUUAAGUGCUACCCAAUCUCUCUGAGCCAGGUCUGCACUUCUUUGCAGUGUGCACUGCCAAUGUUAUGUCGGGUCUUGUCCAACAACUUAAAUAUAACAGAGAACCUAACAGAGAAUGAAACGCUGUGCAUUCUCACAUUUUUGCCCUUCUGGUUCCUUUUUGAAUUGGUAGUUAUGGGAGUGUCAACCUCACUUGCCCUCUCCAUUCCAUAUGUCUUCAGUAACUUUUCGAUUUUUUCCUUCUGACUCAGAGAGUAGACGCCCUCUUCAUUUCUCCAAACCUCUACUCCUAAGUAAUUCUGAAUCUCUCCCAAAUACUUCACUUUGUAUUUGUUACCUAGGCUGUUUAUAAACCAAGACACUUGCUUUUGUGCAGUUGUUAUUAGACAGAUAUCAUCAACAUACAAAAGUAAAUAACAAACGCUUCCUUGCACCAUUGCUGAAUAUAAACAGGAAUCAGCCAGGCUUUGUUUGAAUCCCAUCUUUUUCAAAGUUGUGUCUAUGCAUUCAUGCCAUAGACGUGCACUUUGGUGUAAACCAUAUAGUGCCCUUUGCAGCUUUAACACCAUGCUGUCUUUUUCCAGCUCAUAACCUGGUAUUUGCUGUAAAUACACCUCGGCGUCAAUAGGAGCAUUUAGAUAUGCUGAGGCAACAUCAAAAUGAUUAACUUUUAACCCCCUCAGACUUGCCAUUGCUAAAACUGAUUUUACUGUUUCAGCCUUUGCUCUUGGGGCAAACACUUCAUCAUAAUGUAUCAUUUUCCUUUGUGUAAAGCCCCUUGCAACCAGCCUGGCUUUCCUCUGACAACUACCAUCAGCCAGCUUUUUCAUUUUAAAAACCCACUUACAGCUUAUGGGCUUUUUACCUUCAGGCAAUUCUGUAGGUGUCAGCAUCGCCCUUCAGCCAGUGUCACCAACUGGAUUCAUCCACUUCAGCCCCAACUAGGCUAGGCGAGCUGGGUAGCACUUCCAGAGACCACCUUCUGCACAGGAACAGGUCAAAGUGUUGUGGACUCACAGCUUAGAGUUGUGAGCAUCAGAUUCACUUCCACAAGAAGACAGUCGUCGCACAGCAGAGUAUAGCAGAGUACAGCAGAGCAUAAACGACUCAGAGAGAAGCUCUGUAGAAUAUCUUCUUUAUUCUAUCUACAACUAUAAUACACAACUAUAUACAGAGCUAAAUGAGGUCUAAACAAAAAUGAAUGCUGAACUGCACUGAGUGUCUGCAGCUGCUCUUAGCAGCAACCUUAUCUAUACACACAAUCUCUCUCUAACACUCAGUCUCUCUCUCCGACACUUUGAUGUGAGGCUGGAGCGGAAUAAGUAGAGAGCAGAAACCGCCCCUCCUCUCUGGAGAAUCAGCAGAGAACAUCAGCAGAUUCUUGGAUAUGGGAGGGGUGAAAUCUCCUCAGUAGGUACAAACACAUUGUUAUUUAGCAGAGAGUUAUACUCUGCCUGCAUUGCCUUUAACCACACCUCUUUCUCUAGAGUAGGUAACUCUUGCAGUUCUUCAAAGUUUGCUGGCUCAGUUACACAAACCUGGUUUAUGGUGGCUGGGAACCCAUAACGGGCUGGAGGUUGGCCUUUAUUACUUCUUUCAGACCUCCUUGGUUCAUUAAUCUCACCCCUUGGGCUACCUUCAGGACUGCUUUUGGGGUGGAUUGACUCUGGAGAUUUAUCUCCUCCUGUCCCUGUUGCACUUUCUCCCCCACCCCCCCCGCUCCAUGCUAGCAGCUGGAGAAAAAUGCUCAGUCUUUACCUCCUCCCUUUCAAUUUCUCUGGGAGAGCUGCCAAUUCUUAGCUUUCUUUCAACGGCCUUAUCAGUUACGCUCGGCAGUAAAACUUUUUCUGGCAGCAGGUUAGCAUGUAUCUUGGGCCAAUUUCUUUGCUCAUUAAAGCUGGCUGACCGACUAUAACUCAAAAGAUUUUUAUCAUCUUCAAACCUGUAGGCUUUCGUAUUGCUUUCAUACCCAAGAAAUAGCAACUGCUGUGCCCUUUUCCCACCUUUUCUUCGGUUUUUUUACAGGUAUGUCAACCCAUGCCUUUGUCCAAAAGAUUCUCAAAUGUUGCAAACUGGGACUUUUGUUAUAGAGAAUCUUAUAGGGUAUGUCAUCUAGUACCCUUGACCACAAACAAUUUCCAAUAUAAUUCGCUGUCUUAAUACUCUCAGCCCAGUACUUAAUUGGAAGAUUUGCAUCUGCUAACAAUGCUUUCAUUUGUGUCUGCAAGACACCUCCCCUACGCUCUGCUACUCCAUUCUCCCGAGGAGUCGCCACAUUGGUAAGCCUAUGUUUAAUCCCUUGGGAUCGCAACCAGUUUCUUAGGGAGCUUGCUAUAAAUUCUCCUCCCCUGUCUGUCUGAAUAGAGCACACCUUUUGGCCAAGUUGCCUUUCUAUCCUUCUUACCCAGAACUUCAAAGUUUGGGCAACAUCAGAUUUUUGCUUUAAUGGAUAGCCCCAGCCAAAUCUAGAAUAGUCAUCCACUAGGAUCAAACAAUACUUGUUAUGGGAGACACUUGGUGGAAAAGGACCAGUUACAUCAGCAUGAACCAACUCCAGUGGUUUUUUUGUUUCUCUCUGGCUUGCUCUUGCUACUGGGCAAGUCCUGCUUUUAACCUCCUUGCAGAUAUUGCAGUCUAAGUAAUUAUCACAACUUUUAAUGUUUUUCAUCCCCCCCCCCAACUCCAAUGUUUUGUUCAGCACCUUAAAGCUGGCACGAGCCAGACCCCUGUGCAGCAGAUGAAUACACAUAUCAUGGGUUGGGACAUUUUGCACAUUCGCAACCUUAGACUCACACUGCAGUACAUACAUAUUAGUUCUAAGGUUAGCAUUUGCCAAUACUGCCCCAUUUUGCUUUAUCUGGCACUGAUCUCCUACAAAGUUUAUUUCAAAGCCUGCUUUUCCCAAGUCAGGAAUACUCAGGAGAUUGUUUUGCAAACUAGGCACACACAACAUAUUCCUGAAUGUGUGUCCCAGCUGUGGGAACACAAUCUCCCCCUCACAGACUACAUUAGCUUUCUGGCCUGUAGCAAGACUUACAUGGUUUUGUUUGAAGCCCUAGCAUCAGUUAGCAAUGCUUUUCUUUUACAAAAAGUUUGAGAAGCUCUGCUGUCCAGAACCCACAGCUCUUCAUUUUCUUGGCCAUCUGCAGACACCCAAGCGGUAGACUCUCUCUGCUGCCUCCUGUGCAUCUGCUGUUUUUGUUGUUUCCUCGGGCAGUCCCGCAGCAGAUGUCCACUGGACUUGCAGCAAAAACACCUUUUUACCUUGUUGACCACCGGCUGGUCUGCAGCAGCUCCUCCUGGCUGUUUCUCCGGCUCCCGACACCUCUGCUCUUCCCGGCUGUUGUUCCCUCUGGGAUGCUCCAACAGCUGGGCUGAGGUCAUCUUUCGCUCUGCACGCCUGUCCUCCUCUGCAUACAACCGUCUGGUAAUGUAUUCCAGAGUCAGCUUAUCAGUCUCUACCGACUCAAGGGAAUUGACCAGCAUAUCAUAGCUGUCAUCAAGGGAACUCAGGACUAUAAAGACUUUGUCCUCUUCCCCCACAGGCCUCCCUCUUAAGACUAGCUCCUGGAAACAGCCUGUUAGGUAUUUUAGGUGGUUCACCAGGGAGUCCCCCAGUGUCUUCCGACACCAGUAUGUUCUCCUGGUCAGUUUUCAUAGAAUCAUAGAGUUGGAAGAGACCACAAGGGCCAUCGAGUCCAACCCCUUGCCAAGCAGGAAACACCAUCAGAGCACUCCUGACAUAUGGUUGUCAAACCUCUGCUUAAAGACCUCCAAAGAAGGAGACUCCACCACACUCCUUGGCAGCAAAUUCCACUGUCGAACAGCUCUUACUGUCAGGAAGUUCUUCCUAAUGUUUAGGUGGAAUCUUCUUUCUUGUAGUUUGGAUCCAUUGCUCCGUGUCCGCUUCUCUGGAGCAGCAGAAAACAACCUUUCUCCCUCCUCUAUGUGACAUCCUUUUAUAUAUUUGAACAUGGCUAUCAUAUCACCCCUUAACCUCUUCUUCUCCAGGCUAAACAUGCCCAGCUCCCUUAGCCGUUCCUCAUAAGGCAUCGUUUCCAGGCCUUUGACCAUUUUGGUUGCCCUCCUCUGGACACCUUCCAGUUUGUCAGUGUCCUUCUUGAACUGUGGUGCCCAGAACUGGACACAGUACUCCAGGUGAGGUCUGACCAGAGCAGAAUACAGUGGCACUAUUACUUCCCUUGAUCUAGAUCUAUAUCUAGAUUCCCUUGAUCUUGAUCUAGAUGCUAUAUGAGAUUGCUGGGCAGCAGUUGAAGAAGGAGCAAAAAGGGUUUUCUUGUGUGUGUGUGUUUCUUUGUGGCUGAUUGGCUGCUCUCCCUGUGCAAAGGUCAGAGGGGGCAGGGUUUCUGUUGAGGCAGGUGAUUAGCUGUGGGAGGAGCUUAUCAGAGAUUGCUGGGCAGCAGUUAAAGAAGGAGCAAAAUGGGUUUUCUUGUGUGUGUGUGUUUCUUUGUGGCUGAUUGGCUGCUCUCCCUGUGCAAAGGUCAGAGGGGGCAGGGUUUCUGUUGAGGCAGGUGAUUAGCUGUGGGAGGAGCUUAUCAGAGAUUGCUGGGCAGCAGUUGAAGAAGGAGCAAAAGGGUUUUCUUGUGUGUGUGUGUUUCUUUGUGGCUGAUUGGCUGCUCUCCCUGUGCAAAGGUCAGAGGGGGCAGGGUUUCUGUUGAGGCAGGUGAUUAGCUGUGGGAGGAGCUUAUCAGAGAUUGCAGGGCAGCAGUUGAAGAAGGAGCACAAAGGGUUUUCUUGUGUGUGUGUGUUUCUUUGUGACUGAUUGGCUGCUCUCCCUGUGCAAAGGUCAGAGGGGCAGGGUUUCUGUUGAGGCAGGUGAUUAGCUGUGGGAGGCGCUUAUCAGAGAUUGCAGGGCAGCGGCGCGCCUGGCGCGCGCAGUUUUAUCCAUCUUUUAGAUUUAGGGAGCUAGUCUCAAACGUUUGUUGGGGAAGACCUAGGUUUUUUUGUGGGGGGAGUUAUUUUUCCUGUCUUCACGCUUUUUAUGAUGGAGGACCACUGUAGCCACCCCCAACGACACGUUCUCAAGAUGGAGGGAGGGAACAGCUGCAGUCGCCUGCGGUUCCUGCGCAAUGCUUGCCAUCUUGCCAAAGGUUGCAGGCAGCUUUACCUGCAGCAAUUGCAUGUUGAUUGCCCUCUUAAAAGACAAAGUCCAGCAACUGGAGGAACGUGUAGCUACGCUCCAAAGAAUUAGAGAGCUGGAGCUCUUCUUGGAAGCAACAGAGCACACCGUCUCCACCAAGGAGGAGACAGGGGACUCCCCUGAGAAGGACGCUAGUUCACCAACACAGGAGCCAGAUAUAUGGAGAAACGUGACUCAAAGAAGUAGGAGGCCCAGGGUUCGCUCUGAUUGUUUAGAAAUACACAAUCGCUUUGAGGUCCUCUCCCCUAGCAUGGAAGACGAAGAGCAGACUCCAUUUGAGGAUCUCUCCCUCAUUACAGUCGAUCAGGUAUAUGAAGACGAGCAGCAAAGUCAGUCCUCAGGGAAUGUGCAGGCGACCUUGGAGCGGACAGCUCACAGAAGAACCCCGGCCAAACCUAAGAGGAGGCGUGUAGUGGUGAUAGGGGAUUCCCUACUGAGGGAACAGAAGCAGUGAUCUGUGGGCCUGACAAGAUGUCUCGGGAAGUGUGCUGUCUCCCGGGGCUAAGAUCCAAGAUGUAACUGAACGACUGCAAGGAAUCAUAAAACCCACUGACAAAUACCCCUUCCUCUUGGUUCAUGUGGGAACCAAUGACACUGCAAGCAAUAGCCUCCAGAAGAUCAAAAGAGACUACGAGGCUCUGGGCAGGAAAUUGAAGCAAUUAAAUGCACAAAUUGUGAUCUCAUCUGUCCUCCCAGUUGAACGACGUGGCCCAGGGAGAGAGGGAAAAUAGUGGACGUGAACAGCUGGCUUCGCAAAUGGUGUAAACAGGAACGGUUUGGAUUCUUAGAUCACGGACUGCAGUUUCUUGAAGAUGGACUUCUGGCAAGCGAUGGGCUGCACCUCACAACAGUUGGGAGAAAUGUUUUUGCCAAAAAUCUCAGAAACCUCAUCAGGAGGGCUUUAAACUGACUAAUGUGGGGGAGGGAGAUAGUGCUCCUGAAGGUAGGAGUCUAUCAAUUGAUGAAGAUGAUCAUCCAAAUGUCAUAGACCAAAUGGAGCAAACAGCACACAGACCUAGUGGUGGGAGGAAAAAAUCCUUAAAUAAGAGUCACGGGGAAUGAUUAAUGGACUUCAAUGUCUGUACACUAAUGCGCAAAGCAUGGGAAUAAACAAGAUGAGCUUGAGCUCUUGGUACAGCAAACUAAAUAUGACAUAAUAGGCAUCACUGAAACCUGGUGGGAUAAGUCCCACGAUUGGAAUGUAAUAAUGGGGGAUACAAUCUAUUUCAGAGAAACAGACCAGACAAGAAAGGAGGAGGAGUGGCGUUAUAUGUCAGGGAUGUGUAUACCUGUGAAGAGAUCCAAGAUUUAGAACCUCAAAGCCAAAGUGAGAGCAUUUGGGUCAAAAUUAAGGGAGAGAAGAAUAACAGUGACCUCAUUGUGGGAGUUUACUAUAGAUCCCCAAGCCAAACGGAGGACAUAGAUGAUGCCUUCCUGGAACAGAUGGCCAAGCAUGCAAAAGGAAGGGAGAUAGUAGUAAUGGGGGACUUCAAUUACCCGGAUAUUUGUUGGAUGUCAAACUCAGCCAAGAGCAUAAGGUCAAACAGAUUCCUCACUGGCCUUGCAGACAACUUCAUUGUCCAGAAAGUGGGAGAAGCAACAAGAGGAACAGCCAUUUUAGAUCUGGUCCUAACCAAUGUUGAUGACCUGGUUAGUGGGGUAGAAGUGGAAGGAUCAUUAGGCGCAAGUGAUCAUGCUCUUCUGAAGUUUACUAUACAGCGGAAAGGAGCAGCCAAGCAUACUAGGACUCAAUUUCUUGACUUUAAGAAAGCUGACUUCAUAAAACUUAGGGAAGUGCUGGGUGAGAUCCCAUGGACAGUAAUACUAAAAGGAAAGGGAGUUCAUGAUGGCUGGGAGUUUGUUAAGAGGGAGAUACUAAAAGCACAACGUCAGGCAAUACCAAUGAGACGGAAACAUGGAAGGUGCCUAAAGAAGCCAGGGUGGCUAUCUAAAGAACUUUUAACUGAGUUAAGAUUAAAAAGGAUGUGUACAAAAAAUGGAAAAGGGGAAACCACCAAAGAGGAAUUCAAACAAAUAGCCAGCAGGUGUAGACACAAAGUCAGAAAAGCUAAAGCACAGAAUGAACUCAGGCUUGCUAGAGAGGUUAAAAGCAACAAAAAGGCUUUUAUGGGUAUGUCAGUAGCAAAAGGAAGAACAAAGAAACAGUGGGGUCACUCAGAGGAGAAGAUGGUGAAAUGCAAACAGGGGACACAGAAAGAGCUGAACUCCUCAAUGCCUUCUUUGCCUCAGUCUUCUCCGAUAAAGAAAACAAUGCCCGACCUGAAGAAUUUGGAGCAAAUGAUUCAGCAAAGGAAACACAGCCCAGAAUAACUAAGGAGAUAGUACAAGAAUACUUGGCUAGUUUAGAUGUAUUCAAGUCUCCAGGGCCAGAUGAACUGCAUCCAAGAGUAUUAAAAGAACUGGCAGAUGUGAUCUCAGAACCACUGGCAGUCAUCUUUGAGAAUUCCUGGAGAACAGGCGAAGUCCCGGCAGACUGGAGGAGGGCAAAUGUUGUCCCUAUUUUCAAAAAGGGGAAAAGAGAGGACCCAAAUAAUUACCGCCCAGUCAGUCUGACAUCAAUACCAGGGAAGAUUCUGGAGCAGAUCAUUAAGCAAACAGUCUGUGAGCACCUAGAAAGGAAUGCUGUGAUCACCAAUAGUCAGCAUGGAUUUCUGAAAAAUAAGUCAUGUCAGACUAACCUGAUCUCGUUUUUUGACAGAAUUACAAGCCUGGUGGAUGAAGGGAACGCAGUGGAUGUAGCCUACCUUGAUUUCAGCAAGGCAUUUGACAAGGUGCCUCAUGAUAUUCUUGUAAAGAAGCUGGUAAAAUGUGGUCUUGACUAUGCUACCACUCAGUGGAUUUGUAACUGGCUGACUGACCGAACCCAAAGGGUGCUCAUCAAUGGUUCCUCUUCAUCCUGGAGAAGAGUGACUAGUGGGGUGCCACAGGGUUCUGUCUUGGGCCCGGUCUUAUUCAACAUCUUUAUCAACGACUUGGGUGAUGGACUCAAGGGCAUCCUGAUCAAAUUUGCAGAUGACACCAAAUUGGGAGGGGUGGCUAACACCCCAGAGGACAGGAUCACACUUCAAAACGACCUUGACAGAUUAGAGAACUGGGCCAAAACAAACAAGAUGAAUUUUAACAGGGAGAAAUGUAAAGUAUUGCACUUGGGCAAAAAAAAUGAGAGGCACAAAUACAAGAUGGGGGACACCUGGCUUGAGAGCAGUACAUGUGAAAAGGAUCUAGGAGUCUUGGUUGACCACAAACUUCACAUGAGCCAACAGUGUGACGCGGCAGCUAAAAAGCCAAUGCAAUUCUGGGCUGCAUCAAUAGGAGUAUAGCAUCUAGAUCAAGGGAAGUAAUAGUGCCACUGUAUUCUGCUCUGGUCAGACCUCACCUGGAGUACUGUGUCCAGUUCUGGGCACCACACUUCAAGAAGGACAUUGACAAACUGGAACGUGUCCAGAGGAGGGCAACCAAAAUGGUCAAAGGCCUGGAAACGAUGCCUUAUGAGGAACGGCUAAGAGAGCUGGGCAUGUUUAGCCUGGAGAAGAGGAGGUUAAGGGGUGAUAUGAUAGCCAUGUUCAAAUAUAUAAAAGGAUGUCACAUAGAGGAGGGAGAAAGGUUGUUUUCUGCUGCUCCAGAGAAGCGGACACGGAGCAAUGGAUCCAAACUACAAGAAAGAAGAUUCCACCUAAACAUUAGGAAGAACUUCCUGACAGUAAGAGCUGUUCGACAGUGGAAUUUGCUGCCAAGGAGUGUGGUGGAGUCUCCUUCUUUGGAGGUCUUUAAGCAGAGGCUUGACAACCAUAUGUCAGGAGUGCUCUGAUGGUGUUUCCUGCUUGGCAGGGGGUUGGACUCGAUGGCCCUUGUGGUCUCUUCCAACUCUAUGAUUCUAUGAUUCUAUGAUUCUAUGAUUCUACUCCUAUUGAUGCAGCCCAGUCACACUGUUGCCUCAUGUCAAGUUUGUGGUCAACCAAGACUCCUAGAUCCUUUUCACAUGUACUGCUCUCAUUUUUUUAAAAAAAUAAUAUUUAUUAAAGUUUCAAAGGGGGAAAAAAUCACAUUAAUAAAAAAAAUUAACAAUAAAAAGGAAAAAUACAAAGUAGAAAAAAAAGAAAAAACAGUUAAAAACAAUUCCAUCUUUUCCUCACUUCUUUUACGUUUACUUGUUUCCCGGACCUCCUCAUACCUCCCUCUUUUGUAUUCCAAUUCAAUUUGUUAAUCCAACAAUUCCUUUCCCUCCUAAUCCUAAUCCUUAGUCUUGAUAUAUUGUAACGUUAGAUUUUUACAUAUUAAAAACCAAUUUUUCAAUAUUCUUUUGUACCUAUACAGCUAGAAACCACUUAACUUCAAUCCAACAUCAUUCUAACAUUCAUUAAUUUUACAAUAUUUCUGUAAAUAGUCUUUAAAUUUCUUCCAAUCUUCUUCCACCGACUCUUCUCCCUGGUCACGGAUUCUGCCAGUCAUUUCUGCCAAUUCCAUAUAGUCCAUUAAUUUCAUCUGCCAUUCCUCCAGUGUGGGUAAAUCUUGUGUCUUCCAAUGCUUUGCAAUGAGUAUUCUUGCUGCUGUUGUAGCAUACAUAAAGAAAGUUCUGUCCUUUUUUAACACCGAUUGGCCGACUAUGCCCAGGAGAAAGGCCUCUGGUUUCUUCAAGAAGGUAUAUUUAAAUACCUUUUUUAGUUCAUUAUAUAUCAUCUCCCAGAAAGCCUUAAUCUUUGGGCACGUCCACCAAAGGUGAAAAAUGUACCUUCAGUUUCUUUACAUUUCCAACAUUUAUUAUCAGGCACAUGAUAGAUUUUUGCAAGCUUGACUGGGGUUAUGUACCACCUGUAUAUCAUUUUCAUAAUAUUUUCUCUUAAGGCAUUACAUGCCGUAAAUUUCAUACCUGUGGUCCACAACUGUUCCCAGUCAGCAAAUUCAUCUUGUUUGUUUUGGCCCAGCUCUCUAAUCUGUCAAGGUCGUUUUGAAGUGUGAUCCUGUCCUCUGGGUGUUAGCCACCCCUCCAGUUUGGUGUCAUCUGCAAAUUUGAUCAGGAUGCCCUUGAGUCCAUCAUCCAAGUCGUUGAUAAAGAUGUUGAAUAAGACCGGGCCCAAGACAGAACCCUGUGGCACCCCACUAGUCACUCUUCUCCAGGAUAAGGAGGAACCAUUGAUGAGCACCCUUUGGGUUCGGUCAGUCAGCCAGUUACAAAUCCACUGAGUGGUAGCAUAGUCAAGACCACAUUUUACCAGCUUCUUUACAAGAAUAUCAUGGGGCACCUUGUCAAAUGCCUUGCUGAAAUCAAGGUAGGCUACAUCCACUGCGUUCCCUUCAUCUACCAGGCUUGUAAUUCUGUCAAAAAACGAGAUCAGGUUAGUCUGACAUGACUUAUUUUUCAGAAAUCCAUGCUGACUAUUGGUGAUCACAGCAUUCCUUUCUAGGUGCUCACAGACUGUUUGCUUAAUGAUCUGCUCCAGAAUCUUCACUGGUAUUGAUGUCAGACUGACUGGGCGGUAAUUAUUUGGGUCCUCUCUUUCCCCCUUUUUGAAAAUAGGGACAACAUUUGCCCUCCUCCAGUCUGCCAGGACUUUGCCUGUUCUCCAGGAAUUCUCAAAGAUGACUGCCAGUGGUUCUGAGAUCACAUCUGCCAGUUCUUUUAAUACUCUUGGAUGCCGUUCGUCUGGCCUUGGAGACUUGAAUACAUCUAAACUAGCCAAGUAUUCUUGUACUAUCUCCUUAGUUAUUCUGGGCUGUGUUUCCUCUACUGAAUCAUUUGCUCCAAAUUCUUCAGGUCAGGCAUUGUUUUCUUUAUCGGAGAAGACUGAGGCAAAGAAUGCAUUGAGGAGUUCAGCCCUUUCUGUGUCCCAAAGAGCGGUAGUCUCGUAAUCUGGGGAACUGGGUUCGCGUCUCCGCUCCUCCACCUGCAGCUGCUGGGUGACCUUGGGCUAGUCACACUUCUUUGAAGUCUCUCAGCCCCACUCACCUCACAGAGUGUUUGUUGUGGGGGAGGAAGGGAAAGGAGAUUGUGAGCCGCUUUGAGACUCCUUAGGGGAGUGAUAAAGGGGGAUAUCAAAUCCAAACUCUUCUUCUUCUUCUGAGUGACCCCACUGUUUCUUUGUUCUUCCUUUUGCUACGGACAUACCCAUAAAAGCCUUUUUUGUUGCUUUUAACCUCUCUAGCAAGCCUGAGUUCAUUCUGUGCUUUAGCUUUUCUGACUUUGUGUCUACAUGUGCUGGCUAUUUGUUUGAAUUCCUCUUUGGUGGUUUCCCCUUUUCCAUUUUUUGUACACAUCCUUUUUUAAUCUUAACUCAGUUAAAAGUUCUUUAGAUAGCCACCCUGACUUCUUUAGGCACCUUCCAUGUUUCCGUCUCAUUGGUAUUGCCUGAAGUUGUGCUUUUACUAUCUCCCUCUUAACAAACUCCCAGCCAUCAUGAACUCCCUUUCCUUUUAGUAUUACUGUCCAUGGGAUCUCACCCAGCACUUCCCUAAGUUUUAUGAAGUCGGCUUUCUUAAAGUCAAGAAAUCGAGUCCUAGUAUGCUUGGCUGCUCCUUUCCGCUGUAUAGUAAACUUCAGAAGAGCAUGAUCACUCGCGCCUAAUGAUCCUUCCACUUCUACCCCACUAACCAGGUCAUCAACAUUGGUUAGGACCAGAUCUAAAAUGGCUGUUCCUCUUGUUGCUUCUCCCACUUUCUGGACAAUGAAGUUGUCUGCAAGGCCAGUGAGGAAUCUGUUUGACCUUAUGCUCUUGGCUGAGUUUGACAUCCAACAAAUAUCCGGGUAAUUGAAGUCCCCAUUACUACUAUCUCCUUCCUUUUGCAUGCUUGGCCAUCUGUUCCAGGAAGGCAUCAUCUAUGUCCUCCGUUUGGCUUGGGGAUCUAUAGUAAACUCCCACAAUGAGGUCUCUGUUAUUCUUCUCUCCCUUAAUUUUGACCCAAAUGCUCUCACUUUGGCUUUGAGGUUCUAAAUCUUGGAUCUCUUCACAGGUGUUAUCAGCGAGCCAGCUGUCUCUCGCACAUGGACAGCCUUGAGCGCAUUCCACGCCUCACUUGCUGUCACCUUAUCAGCUACGUAGACUAGCUGGCUGUCGUCCACUCCAAGGAUGAUCGUAGCCAAGGCUUUCUCAUCCUUUUCAUCCUCCUCAGGGGGCUGUGGUGGAUCUUCCACCACUUUCCACAGGCCUUCACGCUUGAGGAAGUGUUGCAUGCGGACUGACCAGAUCCUGUAGUUUGUGGCGUCCAGCAACACGCCAGCUCUGGACUGCUCCAUCCCUGCAGCUCCCCUCCAGCACCCACGGCUAGAUAACUGCCACCUGUACUCAUGCGCAGCGGAAGUGUGCUGGGCCCAUAACCCUGUCACGAAUUCCUCGUGGCGCUUUUAGCAGAAAGCUCAGAGUCCUAGGUUCUUUAGUGCACUAUUUAUUAUUGUGAGCUAAAUAUAUAUACAAAUAUCUACAGAAGCAGUUCAUAUAAUCAGACAGAGCACCUGCGCCCUGAGGCAAAAGAAGACUCCACACUCAUCUACACCACUCCACCACUAUUGGACAGGCUUCCCUUUUAAACCGGUGACAGCCAAUCACAUUACUGUGGGGUGCCACAAAAGAGAACACCCUCUCCCAAUUUCAGUCAUGGGGGGAGGGUGGGGAAACCCGUAAGAGGCUGCGGGUGCAGGUAUUAGUUCUCUUAAAAAGCGGGAAGAGCCUAGGGUCAGCGUAUCUAGGACAAAAGUGUGUCAUGAGAAUGAAAGACGAGGCUGCUGGGUUAGACCAGCAGCCUGCACAGUCCAGCAUCCUUAUCUCACAGUGGCCAACCAGAUGCCCAUGGGAAACUGGAAAGCAGAAUUCGAACACAGAGCCCUCUCCCCUUCCUGUGGUUUCCAGCAACUGGUAUUCAGAAGCAUUCCUGCCUCCAACAGUGGAGGCAGAGCAAUUAGGACAUGCUGAACUUGUCAACUUUCAAAUUCCCCAAAUGAGGAGUACUAAAGAGUUGUAAUAGGGACGCGGGUGGCGCUGUGGGUUAAACCACUCCCCCGCUUGGGCUUGCCGAUUGGAAGGUCGGCGGUUCGAAUCCCUGCGAUGGGGUGAGCUCCCGUUGUUCGGUCCCAGCUCCUGCCCACCUAGCAGUUCAAAAGCACAUAGUGCAAGUAAAUAAUAAUACACACAUAAUACACACAUAAUUCAUAUCCAAUCCCUCCCCAGCUGAAGCCAGUACUGCUCCGGCUGGAAGGCAAACGGCAUUUCCGUGUGCUGCUCUGGUUUCGCCAGAAGCGGCUUAGUCAUGCUGGCCUCAUGACCUGGAAAAACUGUCUGCAGAAGCGGACAAAUGCCGGCUCCCUCGGCCUUAAAGUGAGAUGAGCACCGCAACCCCAGAGUCGUUUGCGACUGGACUUAAUUGUCAGGGGUCCUUUUACCUUUACCUUUAAAGAGUUGUAACAUGACUUGGGAAUUCAGAAGAUGUGUAAAAUUGCAUACAAAUCAUUAAAACAAUUGCCUAGUACUUGCAAUCUAUUAUUAUUAUUUAGUAUUACCCGACAUUUUCAGACGGUAAAAUUGAAAUUCUUUGGUUUUCCAAAAGCAGUUGAUAUAGCUGGUGGGGUCUCCUCCCUGUGACUCACCCAAACCUUCCCCAACCCUUAGAAUGCCCUCUAUAGAUAUUAUGGACUCAAGCUGCGGGAUUCCAGGAGCGCAGAGACAGUCCACCAGUACCUCAACUUACUCCUGAGGUUGCCUCUCGAAGAGGAAGCAGACAGAGAGGUGAGUGAAUGUGUGGGAUGUCAGGGGGGGAGGAGAGCCAGUGGGACUGGGACUGUGCUCACACGGAGACUCUCCACCUCCAGCCGUGUCCUGGAAGAGCCUCCUCCUUCUGAACCCUCCUGCUUCAAGCACCUCCCCAGGCUGCUCCCCAGUGUCCCACCACCACAAUCCAGGGUCCCCCACUCUUACUCAUCCAGCCAGUCCCUGACAUUACCCCACAGACCCCACCAGCCCUCUGUCCUGAUUUCCGGAUUGGUCUCUGCUCGUGCCCACCCGGUCACCCCCUCAAAGCCUCUUACAGGAGGAACCGCUUUUCAGCAUUCAACAUAUCUGGGGCAGAUUAGUUUUGGGUUCGAUCAGAGCAGCCAACAAGUGGCCCUCAAUGCCUUUCUUGGCAGCCCUCAGCAACCUUGGAGGCACCCCUACACACCUGUAGGCCUUGCACCGCCUUCCCAAAGCUGGGUAAGGAGGUGCUGGGCUUGGGGAAGGAGGCAGGUGUGAUCUGUCAGGGUCCUAGAGUCCUCAGUUAGCUCUUUCCCACCUUUGGCAAGAAGGUGGGAAGGCGCUAGGUCCCAUCAGAGCCUCGUGCCUCCUUCCCAAAACCCAGCACCUCACCUGCCUACCUUUGGGAAGGCAGCAUGCAGGCUGGGGCGUGUGUGUCAAAUGUUGGCCUUGCUCUCCUCUCCCACAUGACAAGUCAGUGUGCGGCCCACAGGUUCUGUGCUGAACUACUCUUGUGGCCCACUUGGUAUCAGAAAUUGGAGCACCCUGGUUUAGAUGGUGCAUAUUCCUGCUCUGGCGCCUUUGGGUGAGGGGUGGAUUACAAAUACUUCCAGUGUAUAAAUGAUGCAUUUUAAUGUAGUUGGGUGUUUAAUGAAGCCAAGAACUGUAUCACAAGAUUCGAAAAUGUCAGAAUGCAAGGCAUCCUUGCAUUGCAAGCUGCACAUGAGUCUGGGAGGUGUGGUCUGGUCAGUUCACAUCAGAAUCCACAGAAAUAUCGUUCUUCAAACCACCCCUAUUAUUAUCCGGGAUGAAAGGAUCUGUUCAAAUUGGUUCUCUAAGUGUCUCAUUUCCCCACUCUUGAAUUUGGUUCCCCACAUUUUGCAGCAAUCUGCUUACAGAAUCACAUUUAUCCUCCGUAGCUUAAUGGUUGCCAUCAAUUUCAUUUUAAUUGAUUGUAAUUAAUUUUUAUAAUGAAAUGUUUUUAGAAUGUUGUACUAUUUUAUUGUUGUUAGCCGCCCUGAGCCCGGCUUUGGCUGGGGAGGGCGGGAUAUAAAUAAAAUUUAUUAUUAUUAUUAUCACUAAUUGCAAUCAAGAAAACGACAUGUUUGACGUGCCUCAUUCUCCCUAGGGAAUUUCUGAGGCUAUCGGUGUGGCUUCAAGCACCCAUAUUUCCCAGGUGCUGAUGGCAGUGCGGGAUUUUGGCCGCGCAGCCAUUGCAAGGAAGACUGAGACGUCUGAGGUAAGGGUGUGAAGUGAGGAAGGAGCAUAGCAAGAGUGUAGGUCAGCCACCCCCAGCCUGGUGCCCCUUCCCCAUCCGUGUGUUUUGAUGUGGAACUCCCAUCAGCCCCUGACAGCAUGGCCAAUGGUUAGACAAAGGUCCUGGCAAAUUGGAUCCUUAGCGGCUAUUUACAUCCACACCAAAGCAUGUGAAGCAGCCUCUGGGUUCCUCUGAUCUAGGAAAACAGAGCUGUGUUGGAAAAGAACAAAUCCUGCCCCAUUUCCAAAUAUGCUCUUUUUCAAGGGAUGGGAUCCUUACCAUUCCAAAAAGGCAAUUAGAUCUGCUCAUCCUCUCAGUAUGGAAGCCAGACAACUUCCUCUGUGGGUAUGUCUCAGUCAUCCUUCUGAAGUGGGCUCCAGCAGUCCUGUCUCUGUGGCUCCAGAUCCUAGAUCUGGUCUGAUCCCUUGGCUCACUCAGUCAGUCAAACGGAAUCGUUAGAAACCAUUGGUCAUCCCCAGAGUAUACGCAAUACAAAAGUACACUGACCCCUGUUUUUAGGUUGGUUGUCAGAUGGUUGGUUGGCAUUUCUUCAAUAGUGGAAGCUAAUGGGGGACCCCAAACGUCAUCUAGUCCAACCCCCUCCAAUGCAGGAAUCUCAGCUCAAGCAUCCCUGAGAGAUGGCCAUCCAACCUCCAACGAAGGAGAGUCCACAACCUCCCAAGGGAGAGUGUUCUGCUGUCAGAAAGCUUUGAAUGAAAACCGUCUUAGAGUUUGGAAGAGGGGACACCUCUCCAACUGAGGGGAGGGAGCAGAAUCCAAGAGAGAAGGCAGUCGGCAGGCUGGGAGAGGCAGAGAGAAAGAGGGGAGAGGUUUCAGCUGCAUCCCGGGGCAGGGCAGCUGCCCAAGUUGCUCUCGUGCAAGGGUUCUUCUGCUUACGGGAGUGCCUGCUGGCCCCAUUCAACUAUGUUCUAGAGUAGACCCAUUGAAUUUAAUGAAGAUGACUAAGUUAGGCCCAUUCAUUUCGACAGGUCUACUUGAAGCAAAGCAUAGUUGAGUGUCACUCUCUGUGUUCAUCUCCAUAUAUUUGUCAAUUAAGCAAAUUAUUACAAAGGCAUAGUAACUGCGUGCGGAUCUAACACUUCCAUAACCUGAGGGGGCCCUGGGGUCAUGUGCCCCCGACUCUCCAAUUCUCCAACCCAGCUGGAAGGGGAUCAGAACCUUUUCCUUCCACUUUCAGUUAACUUCCCUCAAGCUUCUGGUCUCCGUUUUGCAACUGUGCUAGAGGAGAAGGGAGCAGGAGCCGAUGAGUCCAAGGCUCAUUCACACAAUAAUAAACCAUAGUUUAUCACAGAGGUAACCAAAAUGGGGCCCUUCAGAUGCUACAGACUGCAACUCCCAUCCUUCCUGACCACUGGCCAUGCUGGCUGAGGCUGAUGGGAGCUAGAGGCCAACCUAUGUUGAUGCCCUCUGGUUUAUUGUUACAUCUGAACGCAGCCCUGAACUCUCUUGUGCUCUGCCAUCCAAGAGAAGUGAAACCCAGGAGUGUGGUACCUCUGGAUUUUUGCUGUGAGUUGGGAAAUGACCAAGGAAAUUUCCCAACCCUCACUAUGGAGAAGAUGAGCAGAUCCACCUGGUUCAUUUUAAUUUUAAAAAAGCAGCUCCCAUGGAAAAGAGCACCAGUGGUCAGCCUACCCUACAGUGUCCUGCACUUUCUCCCUGGUUGACUGACCGAACCCAAAGAGAACACCUUCAUGGUUCCUCGUCAUCCUGGGGAAAAAGUGACCAGUGGGGUGUCACAGGGUUCUGUCUUGGGCCCGUUGUUGUUUCACGUUUUUUAAAAAUAAAUGACUUGGAUGAAGGAAUUGAGGGGAUGCUCAUCAAAUUUGCAGAUGACACCAAACUGGGAAGGGUAGCCAAUGCCACAGAAGACAGAAUCGGGAUUCAAGAUAACCUUAACAGAUUGGAGAACUGGGCCCAAACUAACAAAAUGAAAUUCAAUAGGGUCAAAUGUCAGGCUCUACAUUUAGGCAGGAAGAACCUGAUGCACAUAUAUAGGGUGGGGGAGCCCUGGCUUGCCAGCAGUUUGAGUUUCCUGGAGGAAAAAAAAAUACAAAAUUUGUAAGUCUGCACAACAACUUGUUGUUGUUGCUUAGUCGUUUAGUCGUGUCCGACUCUUCGUGACCCCCUGGACCAGAGCACGCCAGGCACUCCUGUCUUCCACUGCCUCCCACAGCUUGGUCAAACUCAUGCUGGUAGCUUCGAGAACACUGUCCAGCCAUCUCGUCCUCUGUUGUCCCCUUCUCCUUGUGCCCUCCACCUUUCACACAACAACUUACUGACUACUAAUAUUUUCCCAGCUGCUAAAAGGUCCCAACUAAAUGGUGAUUUGUUUCCAAUUGCACUUAAGGUUCCCAAACUCACUUUCCCCAUCCUUUCCCUCCAGAAUACUAGCGAGACCAAUGCCAGUAUCACCGUCAUCCUUUGCUGCGGGCAAAUGGCAUUCGGGGCACGGCAGGAUGAGCUCCCCUUUUUUAUAGACCUCAUCACAGAGGAGCUCCUCUUCCAAUUCCAGAACAGCAGGAAGGUAUGGCUCUGAUUAUCACACGGACUCCUGUUGUUUGUUCUCUCAGCUAUACCAUACUUUUCCGUGUAUAAGACAAGGUGUUUUUUAUUAUUAUUAAAAAAUGAUGUUUAAAAAUGAAGGUCAUCUUAUACACAGAUAGUGCAUAGGGGGGACGUGGGUUUGGUUGCCGCUGCAAGCCGGAGAUAGUCAGUGGCUAUUGUGCGUGUUAUUAGUGGCUGCGGCAAGGGGUGGUGUUGACUGGCUGUCGCUGCGGAAAUUGGGAAGGCGAUUGGCGGUUUCUGCCGGCGAGGGACAGACAAUAGGUGGGUUUUGCGACGUGUGUGAGUGGCAGCAUAGGUCCAGCGAGUGAGCAAUUUUUGGAAUCCCCUUCCCCCAAAUAGCUGAACAACUGUGGGUAAUCCUCCCCCCCAAAAGCUCAGCAACUCUGGGCAAUCCUCCCCCCCAUUUUCUUAAUUUGGAGUCCCCCCUAAUAGGGGGUGUCUUAUACACGAAAAAAUAUGGUAUAUCCUGCCUUUCUCCUGUCAUAUGACUCCAGGAGCCAGGAGGUGUGCAACCAUUUCCCCCGUGGUCACCAUCCAGGCACUGAGCAGACCUCCUGAGCUCCGUCAAGGUCCUUGCACCACAUGCCUUCAGACUGUGCCCUAGGGCAGGGUCUUUGGCUUCAUCCACCGAAGGGUUGUAGACUGGGGUGUAUACUGGCUCCACCCUUAGGACCAGAUGGGGCAUUACAGUGGUACCUUGGUUCUCAAACUUGAUCCAUUCUGAAACCAAAGCUGCUUCCAAACCAAGGCAUGCUUUCCCAUAGAAAGUAAUGCAAAAUGGAUUAAUUCUUUCCAGACUUUUUUUAAAGAAACCCUAAAACAGCAAUUUAACAUGAAUUUAACUAUCUAACAAGACCAUUUCUGGGUUAGGGUUAAUUUUUGGAUUGGGUUAGUGUUAGGGUAAGGAUUAGAAUUAGGGUUAGGGGCAGUGUGGCUUUAUGUUUCCUUGUGAUUUUGAUUCAAACUCAAUUUUAUAAAAUCCCUUCUCCUUUCAGAACGAGGCUUUGCAGAAGAGCUUUAUGAAGGCAGCAACUCUAACAACCAAGGCGCUUGUGCAAUCGAUUGCGGGAUAUGUCACCUUCCCCCACAAAGAGGAGCUCACCUUCUGCAUCAUAGUGAGGAAAAAGAAAAAGAAAAAAAGAGGGGGAAUGUCCUGGGGUUUCUUUUCAGAGCGUUUUUUCUUAAAAAUAGCUGUGUAGGUCUAGCUCUGGGUUGCAUGUUCUGACCAUCUGGCCCCAAACCAUUUCUGGUGGUCACGUUCUGCUCCAGCUCAAGUUUCCAAACCCUCUUGAAAGGCAGCCCUACAUUGUGGCAACCUCAGCAGGCUGUCACCAGCGCCUAUGUAAAAGAGGCUAGGUUCUCCCAGGAGGAGAGGGCUGUCGAUGGCUCCCAGCCAUGAUUGCUAUGUUCUACCUCCACAGAGGAAGAAAGCAAUGUUUCUGAAUAUAGUUGCUGGAAGCCACAGGCAGGGAGAGGGCUCUUGGGCUCAUGGUCUGCUCCCUGGUUUCUCACAGACGUCUGGUUGGCCACUGUGAGAAUGCUGUGAGGAUGCUGGACUAGAUGGGCCCUUGGCCUGGUCCAGAAGACUGAUCUUAUGCCGUUCUUAUGCAGUAGAGCUCUGCCCAGGAGAAAAAGGGAUCUUAUUCCCAGAUCCAGGAAGCCCACUCUUUUCCUCUAGGAGGACCCACUUGCCAAUUGCAAAGAAGUUGUCAAGUGGGCUGGAUAGAGAGCACAACUCAGGGCUUGGUGUGGUGGUGGCAGGGAUGGCACCUCCAGUUCCCUGACAUGCUGUGUGCUUCCCCACCACAGGAGGUUAUCAAAGAGGAGCCGAUGGCAUCGCUCACCAUCCUGCACCAGGCGAUGGAAACUAUCAUUCACAUGACGUAAGUACGGCCAGACACAGUACAUAUUUCUUCACCAGGUUUAUGGACUGCUGGGUGCUGAUCCUUUCCUCUCCCCUUCUUUCUCUUUUCAGUGCCUUGAGACCACGCAUGGACCCCCUGCUCCGGUCUCAGCUGCUACAGAAAACCACCAGAAAGGUCUUCCAAUUGCCAUCAUUGCAGGUUACGAAGGUCAAAGCCGGGAGCUCUGUGCCAGCAACACAGAGCCAGGUGACUGGACCUUCUGCUUCUGGAGGAAAAUGGGGUUGCCAGGUUAAAGGAUUUGAGGGCAAAGAGUCUGAGCCGUGUAAGCUGCAAAGAAUGCUGCCCGAGACACUUGACCCAUCACAAUGAUGUAACAACCAGAGACUUUGGGUGUAUAUAUUUUUUUUUUUUUAAGAAUAUUUAUUCAAGUUUUAAAAUUACAAAAAAGAAAGAAAAAACAAAACAAGAAAACCAGUCACAUACAUCUUACAAAAAAUACACACCAUACAAGAAAAAAAAAGAAAAAAGGAAAAAAUACACAAAAUCAAAAAUCACAAUAAAGAAAUAACAAGAAAAAAAGAAUUCAAAUUUAACAAACCGUUUUCCCAUUUACUUAUUUCCGUGACUUCCUCUCACUUCUCUGCUUUGUAUUCUAAUUCAAAUUGUAUCUCCAGCAAAUCCUUCUAACCUUCUUUUCAUUCACUUAUUUUAACAUUUUAACAUUCAAAAAUAUUUAAUUCUCCUCUAUCCUUUAGUUUACACUUUAUAUUUACUUAAUUCCAUUAUACUCUGUCUGCCAAUACGGUCUAAUAUUUCUUCUCCAACCUUUCCUAACAUUCAUUUAUGUUACAGUAAUUCUGUAAAUAUAUUUUAAACUUUUUCCAAUCUUGUUCCAUCAACCCUUCUUCUUGGUCUCGAAUUCUUCCAGUCAUCUCAGCCAGUUCCAUAUAGUCUAUCACUUUUCUCUGCCAUUCUUCUCGGGUAGGCAAUUCUUGUGUCUUCCAAUAUUUCCCGAUGAGUAUUCUUGCUGCUGCUGUCGCAUACAUAAAAAAAGUUCUAUCUUCCCUUCGCACCAAUUGGCCGACCAUGCCCAAGAGGAAGGCCUCUGGUUUCUUUAAGAAAGUAUAUUUCAAUACCUUUUUUAAUUCAUUGUAUAUCAUUUCCCAGAAUGCCUUGAUCUUUGGGCACGUCCACCAAAGGUGAAAGAAAGUACCUUCGUUUUCUUUACAUUUCCAACACUUAUUAUCAGGCAAGUGAUAAAUUUUUGCUAGCUUGACUGGGGUUAAGUACCACCUGUAAAUCAUUUUCAUUAUGUUUUCUCUUAAAGCAUUACAAGCCGUAAAUUUCAUACCUGUGGUCCAUAACCGUUCCCAGUCAGCAAACAUAAUGUUAUGCCCAACAUCCUGCGCCCAUUUAAUCAUAACAGAUUUAACCAUUUCAUCCUGUGUAUUCCAUUUCAGCAGCAAAUUAUACAUUUUUGACAAAUUUUUAGUUUUAGGUUCUAACAAUUCCGUUUCCAGUUUGGAUUUUUCCUCCUGGAAGCCAAUCUUUUUAUCUAAGUUAAAAACCUCCCUUAUUUGAUAAUAGUGCAACCAAUCUCUGACUUUGGUUUUUAAUUUGUCAAAAUUCUGCAAUUUUAAUUUAUCUCCAACUUGUUCUAAAAUUUCACAAUAUUUUGGCCAGUUUGUCUCCAUAUUGGUUUUUUUCAAUGCCUUUGCCUCCAUUGGUGAUAGCCACCUUGGUGUUUUACUUUCCAACAAGUCCUUAUAUCUCACCCAAACAUUAAACAAUGCUUUCCUGACAAUAUGGUUCUUAAAGGCCUUAUGCGCUUUAACUUUAUCAUACCAUAAAUAUGCAUGCCAUCCAAAAACGUUGUCAAAACCUUCUAAAUCCAAAAUGUCCACGUUUUCAAGAAGUAGCCAAUCUUUCAGCCAGCAAAAGCGGCUGAUUCAUAGUAAAGUUUAAGAUCUGGCAGGGCAAAUCCCCCUCUUUCCUUUGCAUCUGUUAAUAUCUUAAAUUUUAUUCUAGGUUUUUUGCCCUGCCAGAUAAAUUUGGAAAUGUCUCUUUGCCACCUCUUGAAACAGUCCAUUUUAUCCACAAUUUGUAAUGUUUGAAACAAGAACAACAUUCUAGGCAAUACAUUCAUCUUUAUCGCAGCAAUUCGGCCAAGCAAUGAUAACUUCAAUUUUGACCAUAUUUCUAGAUCUUUCUUCACCUCUGACCAACAUUUUUCAUAAUUAUCUUUAAACAAAUUCACAUUUUUAGCAGUCAUGUUCACCCCUAAAUAUUUCACUUUGUUAACAAUUGUUAAUCCUGUCUCUUUCUGGAAUCUCUCCUUCUCUAUCUCUGUAAGAUUUUUCUCUAAUACCUUGGUUUUCAUCUUAUUUAAUUUAAAACCAGCUACUUGACCAAAUUCUUGUAUUAAUUGUAACACCCUUUUGUGCUAGCUUCUGGCUCCUGUACUGUCAAAACUAAAUCAUCAGCAAAAGCUUUCAAUUUAUACUGUUUAGCUCCGAGUUGUAUACCUUUAACCAAUUGGUCUUUUCUAAUCAUAUUGAGCAGAACCUCAAGGACCGAUAUGAAAAGCAAUGGGGAGAUUGGGCAACCCUGUCUUGUUCCUUUCUCUAUCUUAAAUUCUUCUGUAACUACAUUGUUCACAAUAAGCUUAGCUUUUUGUUCCGAGUAAAUUGCACCUAUACCAUUUUCGAAACUUUGGCCUACCCCCAUCCCCUGCAAAUUUUUCUUCAUAAAACUCCAAGAAAUAUUAUCAAACGCUUUCUCUGCAUCCACAAAUAUUAAAACAGCUUUAGUGUUAAUAUUAACUUGCAGUUUUUCCAAAAUGUUAAUGAUGUUCCUAGUGUUGUCUGACAAAUGUCUUCCAGGCAGAAAACCCGCCUGGUCUUUAUGAAUCUCUUUUACCAAUACAUUUUUUAAUCUCUUAGCCAUAAUUUCAGCAAAAAUUUUGUAAUCCACGUUUAGCAGGGAUAUGGGACGGUAGUUCUUCAACUGUGUCUUCUCCCCCUCGGUUUUUGGUAUAAGUGUAAUGUACGCUUCUUUCCACGACUCGGGUGCUCUUCCUCCCCGUAGUAUUUCAUUACAAAGUUCUUUCAACGGUUGCAAUAGCCAUUCUUUCAAAGUUUUGUAAUACUUUGCAGUUAGUCCAUCUGGCCCUGGGGAUUUGCCCAAUUUCAUAUUCAGAAUGGCUCCUUCCACUUCUUGAUCAGAUAUAGUCGAAUUUAAUAUUGAUUUACUGUCCUGAGAUAUUUUUUGUAAUCCAUUAUUUUCCAAAAAUCUGUCAAUAUCUAAAUCUUUCUGAGCCUCCUGCGUAUAUAGCUGUUUGAAAUAAUUCUGAAAGCACUUCCGAAUCUCUCCAGGAUUCUGUAUGUUCUUUCCUUCUACAACCAAGUUUGUAAUUGUAUUCAGCUUUUGUCUUUUCUUCAUUUGCCAGGCCAAUAACUUCCCACAUUUAUUUGCCGAUUCGAAGGUCUUUUGUUUCAUCUGUUGAAUCUUCCAUUCUAUCUCCUGAUUCAUCAAUUUCAUAUACUGUACUUGGUAUAGCUUUAUUUCUUUUAAAAUCUCCUGUGAGUUCGGUUUCGCUCUCAGUCUUUUUUCUCCAUCCUUUAUUUUCUCCAGAAUUUUUUCUCUCUUCUCAUUUUGGUAUCUUUUCCUAAUUGCAUUUUGUUGUAUCAAAAAUCCUCUCAUCACCGCUUUACUAGCAUCCCAAAUCACUCUUUUUUCUGUCGUCGUGUUCAAAUUUAUUUCGAAAUAGUCUCUCAGGUUUUUUUGAGCCUUUUUAACAAUUUCUUCAUUCCUAAAUAAGGAGUCAUUCAUCCUCCAUCUAAAGGCCCCAAUUGGCGUUAAUGUCAUUUCAAUCUUUACUGGAUUGUGAUCGGAGCAGGUUUUCGGACAAAUCACUGCUUUUUUGAUUUUAGGAGCCAGUCCUCUAGUUAUCCAGAUUUGGUCUAUUCUUGUCCAUGUCAUAUUUGCUUCAGAGAAGAAGGUUCCUUCUCUUUCCAAGGGGUUCUUUGUUCGCCAAAUAUCUAGCAGAUCCAUAUUGUCAGUCAUUUCAAAGAAUGUCUUUGGUAAUCUUCCGUCUUUUGUCACUGUUUGUCUUUGGGCCUUGUCCAUAUUUGUAGACACUACUCCAUUCAUAUCUCCCAUCAAAAUAAUAUUGUAAUCCAAAUAGUCCAGAAGAGUUUCAUGCAAUUUCUUAAAGAAUUCUGAUUUUCCCUCAUUUGGUGCAUAUACUCCUAAUAUCAAAAAUUUCUGUCCUUGGAAUUGAAUUUCGAUUGCUAUGUAUCUUCCUUGAUCAUCUUUAAAUAUGAAUUUUGGUGACAGGCUUUCCUUCGCAUAAAGUAUUACCCCUCUUUUUUUAACAUUGUCCGAUGAAAUAAAUUCCUCUCCCAAUCUUUUAUUUAUCAGAAUUUUCCGAUGCAGCCUUGUCACAUGAGUCUCUUGUAAACAGAUCAAGUCCAAAUGUUCUUUUUCAAUGUAUGAAAUACUCUUCCCCUUUUAGCCGACGAAUUUAGACCAUUAAUGUUCCAACUUAGAAUUUGUAGUGUCAUUUUGUAGCUACUCUCCUUCUCCUCCAGCAGCCCCAAGAAGAUUUUCUAUGUCUGUCGGUGGCGUUGGUUUCCCUUUUUUUUCCUGCUUUUUGUCCGGUAUCGCAAUGUCUUUUCCCAAUCCUUUCAGUAGAUCUUCUUCAUAUGCACUCAGGAACUUGUUCUUUUCCUCCACUGAUCUGAUCUUGGUCUUUCUUCCCUUGAAACUAAAAGAUAGGCCUUGGGGAAAUUCCCACCUGAAAAGAAUUUUAUUUUUUCUCAACAAGUCUACCAGAUCCCCAAAAUCCUUUCUCAGAUCAAGAAGGUGUUUUGGUAUAUCUUUGAAAAUUUCAACUUUUGAUUGUAUAAUUGUCAAGGGUUUUUCGUAAUGCAAACCCAAAAUUUUGUCCCUUUCUUCCUUUGAUCGAAGGGUGAUCAAACAAUCCCUUAUUUUAAUCUUUCUUCCUCCUUUCCCCAAUCGAAAGGCUCUCACAAUCUUAAAGUCCUCUUGUUUCAAUUCCGAUUUCCAAAAGUCCAAAAAUUCCUGUGUCAAAAAGUCUAUCAAGGUACCUUUCUCCAGCUCAGGAACAGCUCUGAUUCUGAGAUUCGUCUGUUUGUCUCUAAGGUCUAUCAUAGAUAGCGUUAGCUUAUGUUCUGCAAUCUCUUUCUGUAUAUCUGGUACUUUCUCAGUUUCCAGCUGCCCCAGUUUAAACUCAACAGCAGCAGUUUUUUCCUGUAUUGACUUUGAAUCUUGCAACAAUUUCUGGAUAGACUCCGUGUUGCUAUUUACUUUUUCUCCAAUUUGCCUAAUGUUUCUGUAUUUAGGUCAAUUUUCCUGUUUGCAACAUCCACUUUCUGGCCAGUCUCUUCCACCCUCCUGUUCGUCUCUUCCACUUUUGUAGAAAGCUGCUGUAUUGAAUCAUUAAUCUUAGAGAGAGCACUAACUAAAAAUUCCUCAGACAUUCCACCAAUCUUAGAUUGUGUUGCCGGUGUCGGCAGACCAGCAGAUGAUUGCCUUCUAUGUGUCCAAGGUUUCCCUGAUCUCAAGGUUGACUGGUCUUUAAACCCAUCAGCCAUAACAAAGUGAAGGUCAGGUUACUUUCCCACGUCCACUCUUCCUGUUUAUACUUGGGAAAUUCCUUUCCUUUCUAGCAGUUACAGAAAGUUCCACUAGAUGGACACUGUUGCCACUUAACAAGUUACUGUCUUUAAAACGGCAAGGGAAAGAUACUCAGUAAGAGGGGAAAAAAAAGAGUCCAAAGUAAAAGUUACAAUAUAACUUUUCAGUCCUUUCCAAUCUUUCUCAGUGAAACUGGCCACUCUGUAUCUCCUUUACAGCCAGCAGACUGCUUUAGCGAUUUUGACAGCUUUGACAGCUGGGUGACAGAUCACUCCUUUAAUCUUUCAAUCUAAAAAAUCCUAUAAAAUCAAGAGUCUUUCCCUUAAUCCUCUUAAGGGUAGAUCCCUCCAAAGUCUCAGGUUAGAAGAUUACAUUUAUUUCAAUUCAAUUCUUCACGUUUAGCUUCAAAUCUCUUUGCUUUGUUCUUUACACAACGCAGUGAAGCCGACUUCCUGUUUAAGCUUCCACCGCAGUAGCCAAUUCAGUCAUUUUUAAAGUCUUUAAACUUUUCCACUUUUUGCCCAAGUUCCAAAUUAGUCCAAAUUCUAGUCUUUUUAUCCAAUUCCUCUACUCACGGUUAGUUUUUAAGUCCGAAUUUCUCAGGAAUAAGUCAGCGCUCUCCAGCAACGGCAACGCGGCUUCACUCAGCGGGAGCAGCGAUCCGCUCGCAGCACCGCGCUUCUCUCCCCGCUCCCUUACGAAGCCCCAAAAGGCUUCUUUUCAGGUGGGGGCGCUCAAGGUGCCCGCCGAGCCUCCACGUUCGUAGGCGUCCGCGCCUACGAUUUCUGAGGGUCCCCGCUUCGCCGGAGCGCACAGGACCCGAUCUCCCGCCGAGCUACCCCCUCCGAAUCUUCAAAGGAGGUCAGCCAUUGCUGCUGGCACCAACCGGAAGUCCUUUGGGUGUAUAUUUUUGAUUUUAAUCAUGUUUCCAUAUUUAUUGCAUUUCACCUUUGGCUAGAAUGCAUCCACAAAUGAUUCCUGCAUGCCUGCAUUUUGUGACUCUCAUGCCUCCCUCCUACGCUGCAUUUAAUUUUAUUUGUUUGCUUGUUUGUUUAUAUGCUGCCCAUCUGACUGGGUUAGUCUAGCCACUCUGGGCGGCUUCCAACAAAUUAAAACACAGCCAGACAUCAAAUAUUUAAAACUUCCCUAUGCAGGGCUGCCUUCAGAUGUCUUCAGACGGAAGUAUAAUGAUGUAUCUCUCUGACAUCUGAUAGGAGGGUGUUCCACGGGGUGGGCCCCACCACCAAGGCGGCCCUCCGCCUUGGAACACCCCAAGGAAGUUGAGCCCAGUGUGGAGUCCUGUAUCUUUAUAUCGCAUGACCUGUAACCUUACAUACAUCAAGAAACGUUUGAUGUUUAUGACUCUUUGUGUGCCGUGCUUGAACCCCUGCAUAAGCUUUGUUACGAAUUUGGACUAGAAGGCUCCAGAGCAUAUGGGAUUUCCAUGGGAGUCUUCAGCUUCUAAGUGCUUUUGCUUUUCUCCUUCCAGGACUGUUAUCAAGAGACCAUCUACAUCUGGCUCAACAUGCUCACCAGCUUGCUGUCGGAGGCCCCUCUCUGGAGACGCUGCAGGAGAUAUUAG
Podarcis lilfordi (Lilford's wall lizard) is the source of this 55664-nucleotide messenger RNA. The record is from the annotation of a GenBank genome assembly. NCBI's taxonomy places the organism in Eukaryota, Metazoa, Chordata, Lepidosauria, Squamata, Lacertidae.